Molecule: messenger RNA, 51852 nt
Organism: Xyrichtys novacula (pearly razorfish)
Lineage: Eukaryota; Metazoa; Chordata; Actinopteri; Labriformes; Labridae
Source: the annotation of a GenBank genome assembly
AACUUGAAUUGAGGCCCCCUGGUGGUCCUUCCACCACACUCUCAGACACCCUAAUCCAAACACCCAUUUCAUACCCACCGUGGUCCUUGACCCUUUCCACCCCACCCAAAACCCCAUUGAUGAACAAUAAGCAUCCAGUAAAGUUACAGUGGCUGUGUGCUGGUAUUUAUGCCAGACUGCAGCUCACUGGAACCCCCUCCGCCCCGCAGAUUAUCGGACCAAACCAUUGCAGCAUUUCAGGUUUUAGCACCUGUCACAUGAGGCUUUACAUUUGCAAACCAGCGGCUAUCAUCCCAGUGUAGCACAUUCCCUUGGCUUUACUGCAGCAGCUUAUGUGAGUGUGCCUUCCUGCUAACGCUGCCACAGUGCAGCUCUCGGUGACAUGAGCUGCCAAACCGCACCGACACCCCUACAGUGCGACUGGCAGCAUCACCCACUGCCUGCAAUGGCGUUGUAGCGGCUCCAGUGUGUCCAAGCCUUUCUGUAGUGGCGACCUGGUCCCGGACUAUUCACGAGCGUGGGAGAGAUAAGCAUUGUUUUUGAAAGGUUUUGCAUCGAGAGCAUCCAUAUUUCCAAUGAGUUCGCCCUCUGGAUUACUGUUUAUUUGUCUCACGCGUCAAACCAAGCCGGAGCCAUGAAUGUAAGUCUUUUGUUUUUGUUACAUUGGGGCAACAUCGCUGUGGUUUGUGAUUGACUGUUAACUUCACAGAGGAAAUCGAUGCUUUAAAUUCAAGCCUCUUUGUGAAUCCGCAUUAGAGGUAAGGCGUAAAUGAAAGCAUGUGUAUUAGUGUCAGAAAAGGGGAAACCUGAGCUGUCAUGUUGUGUUCGGUGAGGCUGAUGUGCGGCUCUGUGCCUGUCUGUCUCACCCCACUGACACAAUGUUAAAUCCUCAAUUUCAUUUUUAACCUUUAACUUUAUUCUUUUGUGUAAUAUCCAGUAAAGGGUGUUCCUCAAGCUUAAAUGAAUAAAUAUUUGCACAAGGAUCUCUCUUUGGUGUUAUUAUGGACCGGCAAGUGUCCAGCGUGGUGAAUAAUGAAUACUGAAGCAGGACAUGUAGGUUUCAGCCACUGCUGCUACUGCUGCAUCCAUAGGCUACCAUCCAGGCUGUGGGCUUCAGCACAACUUAGACUAAUGGAUUCUGUGUGUCCCAGAUGAUUGUUGUUUUCAUAUCAGCUUUAUUGUGUUGCACUUCAUCCUUCUUUUUAUGCAAUGCAUUUGCAAACAGGAUAAAACAUUCAUAGCUCAGCUGUGUGGAUUAUUUAACUACUUCCCUGCUCUAACUCAGUGAAAUUGUAAUAAAAGAGAAAGAAAUCUUCCAGCUGAGGAAACGCUUUGAAUUUUUGCCCCUGAGCUGCACACAAGUCAAUUUUCAGCAUUCAAUCACAUUUUCUCUGUGCUGUAAAGGUUGUAACCACCACGAUAUGCUUCGUCUGAAGGCUGGCAUUUACCUCCAUAAUGUCAUUGAUGGUUUUGAGAGCUGCAGGAUGUGGCAGUGUACGAGGCUAACAUAGUAAACAGAGGGAGUGGGAGAGGGAACGGCAAGAAGACAGGGGGAACAAAAACAACAAUAAUCCUUACAGUCUAGCACAGUUAGUUAAACAGACAGAGCUCAAAUACGCUGAUGUCCACAGUGAGUAUUGAUUGGAGAGGGUAAAACAGUACAGCAGUGCUGAAAAGGCAACAUCAUCAGAGUGCUUUGGGAGUCAAACAGGCUUUCAAAACUGGUCCCAUUUUUAGCAAGAUCUUUCCAUCUGUCAGUAUUUGGCUUCAAUGAUUCUGUUUAUGUUUGUUGCUGAAGGCCAAUAUAAUCCAUACUCACCUGCUUUUGUAGCACAGAGGUAUGAUAUUUUUUGGUCUGCAUGUUUGCAUCUGACAAAUCCGCAUUACAGAAUGAUUUUGUCUUCUCAUAGCAUCUCUUCUGAUCUCUGCAGGUGUGAACGAGCCUACAGGAGCUUUAUCAUCAGCUGGAUCAGAUUAGGCAGCGCUGCGGUAGGUCAAACUAGAUUUUUAGCUCCCACUUUCUAAUGAGGCCACGGCGAUGCUGACAUCCCCUCUGAAUCCAAAGACCACAUCAUGCUGAAGACGGAGGCCUCGGGGGAGAGGACCUGCCUGCGAAGUGCCUCCCCCCACCGCAAUGCCUACCGGGCCGAGUUUCAGGCCCUCAAGAAGGCCUUUGAUCAGCCUCGGAUCGAUGGAGACUCCAAGCCCAAAGAUCUGGAGAGGGUCAAGCAACCGAGGGGCCGCCAGUAUGGCAGCCACGUCAGCCGCAUUAAGGACAUGUUUAUGCAGAUGGGCUCGGAGAACGCGGCACCCAAGACGAAAGUUUGUGAUGAUUCCUCGCCACAGAAACUUGUCAAGCCUACCAACUUCGUAAACAAGGCUGACGGGUCGGUGAUCAAACUCCAGCACUCCUCAUCAUCUGACAGGGUGGCAGGCGCCGGAGCAAAGUUCUCUGAGACCAGGAAGCUGUUUGAGCAGCACUCACGAGACCAGUCCCAAUCGCCGGUCUUUCCAUUAGGGCGAGAUAAACGCGGUUCCCAUGAGCACCUGGAUGACUGGCGGGGUGCAAGGUCUAAUCGAGGUAGUACAGACUCCUUGGACUCGCUUUGCUCCAGAACAGAGGCGUCCUCGCCAACUGUUAGUCAGCUGAGUGCUGUUUUUGAAAAUGCCGACCAACACAACCAGGGUCCUCACUAUAGAGGGGUCAGCAGACGGGCUCUUUACUCACCGGAUGGUUUCCAUCGGCAUGGAGGCGACGUUAGUGAGGAUGACUCACGGCAGUCUCCGGUUCGUGGCUAUCGGACAAGAGUAGGGGGAAAGUUUCCAACGUCCUCUUCAGCUGAAGACCUUCUGUGCCCCAGUCCAGGCAGGGAGACGUCUGAGCUCAAAGCAUCAAAAGAGGACAAAACCCAAGACAAAACAAACAAGGUUGAGACUGCAAGCCAGGAUAAACACCAUGUCAAUGGAAGCCAGGUGAAUGGUUCAUGUGAAGAAGACGAGAAACCAUCAGAAACUAGUAAACCUACUGGGGAUCAAGGGCUAACCAAACCUUCAAAACCCUCAGAUAAUGCUGCGAUUACCAAUAAAUCUUUUGAAGAUGCAACCCCUGAGCCACUGCCAACCCCAGCUACACCAGACAGGGUGAGCCAGGAGGACGGUUCCAGAGAAGACAAGUCAUCUGAGUCUCCCAAGGAUGAAGUCGAGGAACCAGACGAGGAAUACGCCGGGAACGAGCGAGUGAUUUUUAACGCAGACGGAGAUGCGUGUUACCAGGGCUGGGGGGAAAGCUGCACCGAUGCUGAGGACGACCUCUACGGAGAUGAUGAGGAUAUAGUCUACGACCCCGGCUCUGACCUGACAGAGAUCCCAGGUUUACCAGAGGAAAAACAAGAGGACAUCCCGCCAAAGAGGAAGAUCCGCUUUAGCACAUCUCCCAUCACAGUAAGUUGAAUGCCGAGCAAACCUGUGUGUAAACUCACUGAACAAAAUCCAACAUAAAAGCUCUUGUGCUGCUCUUAUCAGAAGUAGGUUAAAACAACAGAGAGCUGAUAUCAUAUUCAGAGCUUUAUUUUUGAACUGAAAGUUGCGGUUAGCUUUUUUAGUUUUCACUUUCAUUUUUACAACCAUGAUGAAAUGAUCUUUGGAAGACUUGUAAGACUUUUAAAGCCUAAUAGCUAUUUUGAUUUGAAUCGCUAUAUGGUCAAAACAAAAAAACAGCGUAGUGUGGUAUAUUGUGGCUGUUGCUCUCUGAUUUCGAAGGGUUGGUGCCUCUUUAAGCAGCAGAGCUCUCUGAGGGUCAAAACAUGGCCCUCUGGGACAUUGACGUGUUCAUAAGCAGAACAUCUGUGCAUGUGUUAGUCAUGCUGGUUCUGAAUCUGCACCCACACAGUUUUCACACAAGAUACUGAUUUUUUCUCUUAAGGCUUGUAAAGGAAGAGGCCAUUUAUGAGCUAUGUGAAAGGAAAUUUACCCUUUUUAACGACAAAACCAACAUGAAAUUGACUUUAUAUGUAGAGAGAAUAUCGUAGACUUCGAGUGUGUUGAGUGUGUUAGUUUGUGUGUUUAAUAUAUAAGCUUGAUCUGUCUGUUAUUCUAAGCUGUCAAAGAUUAUGUGUCUUAUUUAUUGAUGUCAUAAAAGUUUACUGUGGUUAAAUGGGACGUAAAUAUGCCUCUGAACUCACAGAAUAUCAUCAUUGUUUUCAUAAAAUUGAAGCCAUAAUGUUAAUUUCCUGUUAGGAAGCAAUUCCUUGUUUCUCAAAUCCACUUAAAUCGCAAUACUGUAGUAUUUGUUACAUCAUCCUCUUUCAAGUAUUCAUACUUUGUUUACACUGCUGUGCUGGAAACAAUGCUGCCAGUGUUGUUUGUGGAAUUUAGACGAUGGAUUUGGAAGAUUAUGAGAAAUUUUUGUCCGUCUUUAUCCAAAUCAGUGAGAUUAACGGUCAUAGUAAACAAUUUUCUCUUUUUUUCUCCCUUUUUUGAAUCAUAUGUUGUUUCAUUUUUUUGAGGUUUGCAGCCUGUUUGCCUGGAAGAGUUGUGUGCACGUCUUUUUAUGUAACCUGUAAGAGCAGCACGGUGUUUAUUGGUCAUUCGAGGAUUGUGUUUGAGAGGGUUUAAGCUAACACAAACAAUCUACAGGUUGAGGGACAAUCUUAUUAGCAUGCUGUAAUGAACCAGAACAAUUAGCCCAGUUAUUCUGAGGAGAAAACGUGAUGUUGGCUCACUAAUUACCCGGCACUGUCUCCGCAAUUAGCUUCUUUCUCUUUUUAUCCCUCUUAGGACUCACCACACGUGCAUGAAAAAACACUGGCUGUCGAAGUGUGUAUUUUUACAAGCAUUUGAUCUUGCAUGAAAUUAAAAGAAGGCUCUCUUGACAUGAAUUUAGCAAAUGUAAUUUUUGUUAAGAGUGAAAGUAAGUGCCAAAAAGCUUGUUGUCCCUCAGGUACACAGUCUUUGGAUAUGUUCCUCUGUUGUCUCAAGGCCCGUUUUUUUUGUUUGAAUGAAACCGUCGCUCGCUCAUCAUAUGGAAUAUUCAAAAGAACCCCCCUCCCCUUUUCACACAAGCACAAGCAUAAUUAGACAUGCACCCCUCCCACUUCUCCAUCAUACACCCCCCUCCUCUCAGCACACGAGGAACAAACAGGCUUCUGUCUUUUGUUCGUUCAUAUAGUGAAAGGGACAAAGCUAUUUUCUCAGCUCUCAGCCCUGCACGAGUCCAGCUUGACCCCUGUGGGCGGAGAAGGCAGAGAAGACCUCGAAAAAAAUGCAGUUUUAUAAUCUAAUGCCUGACGUUCCCUCCCCUUCAUGUAAUAUUUCUUAGUCCUGCCUUGUAAAGCGGAUAAAUAAUUUCAACAUCCCAGCUUUGAAAGCUUAUUUAAUUUAGAAAUCAUCUUGGCAACCACAUGGAGGAGAUGAAUGCAGCUUAUGGCAACAUUUUGUGAACAUGCACAUGGACUUAUUUUUGAGAAGUCAGAUCCAGUUGCUGAAAGAUGCUUUUUGUUGACAUCCCCAAACACUGGGAUCAUAAAUCUAGUGUUUAUCCAUGCUAACACCAUAUAGCAAAUUAUUGUCUUUUGGAGACUAAGGAUUUAAAGACUGACUUCAUAAAUAUUCUCCUCUCUGAACUCAAACCACCACACACUAAAUUUUUAAAGAAUAUAGUUAAGAUUGUUGAAUACACCAAAAGGAUCAGUGGACUAGUUCUCUCAGUCUCCAUCAGUCUCCUGAUAUACUGUUCGUGGAAGCAGAUGUAAGAAAAAAUCAGCCUCUAGAUCUAAAACUAAAAAGCUGUGAAGUCUUAAUACCCCCUUUUCACACAUGCACCACACUUGCAGAAAUUCCCUUGUGUUGCUCCAUGUGUAAACACAAACUGCCGAAUUUUCACCCCUUCUUUGUCCAGUCUUGUUUAUUGGUAGCUUCAUAGUAAAUGUAUUUAGGAAAUCAGUGUAAACUGGUAAAAUCUCUGCAGCCGUGUUUUAGUGGGACAUGGAUAUUUUUAUGUGUGGAGUGAUUCCCUCUCCUCUCUCUGCUCACCUCAUUUGUCACUGUGUUAUUUUCAGCUUUUGAUUUCGAGUUGUGUCAACAUCUUCAUAAAUUAUGUGGUGAAAUAGACAUAAACACUGUCCCUCCUCUUCCUCCUCCUCUCACACUAACCAGCUCACAUGUGAAAGCUAAAUCUCUGACAAUAUCAGGUUGUGAAAGUCCUGUAAAUUUCCAUAAAUUAGGAAUUAAUGUGUGAAAGGGGCUAAUGUAAAUAGUGUAGGCCUGCCUUUUUUGUCAACAUCAGUGAGCUAAAGAUUAGUCUGAUGACUCGAAUCUUUGUUUUUACUUUCCUCUGAUUGGCUGUUGUGGUCUUGGAAAGUAGGCUACUGGCUCAGCUUCACAACCUAAAUAUGAGGGCUUAACAGGAGCAUGGCUAUUAACCAGCAAAUAUUCAGUCACUCAACACAAUCAAUUUUUUCCAGACACACAUGUGAACUACAAAACUAUUACAUGACCACAGAGUUGGUUACACAUUAUUUUUAAUUUAUGAGUAACUUUAAGUUGAUUGUAUGUUGGAGUCAUACCAUAUUCCAUGCCUAUAAUCUCUCUGCAUUUCUCAAAUACAUUCAGGUUUUCUCCUCUAUUAGAAAUUACUUCCACAUCCCUUCCCUCAGUUGUAACAUCCUGACUGACCCAGUGAGAAGUGACUGCUCUGAGCCACACGAGGCGGAGGCAAGCCUGCCCUCCCGAAGGCACUGACCUACAGAAGAGAAUCAGAUCUCAUGUUCAUUCAAGCAACCGGUUUCAUCCUUGACAUUAGUACUUCUAGUCUGGUAUUUCAGACAGCAGUACUGUUUCUAGAAUCAAAGUGGAUCCAAUCUUCUGUUGCACUUUUGAUGUUUGGUUGUCAAAGUACGUUUUGUGCAGCUGAUACGACACUAGGAACAGAUGUUUGAUCCCGAGGCGUCACGCACCUCCCUGCCAGCAUUCAGUUCCCCUUUGUGGAUCCUUCAGGGCUUCAAAAUUCUGCCUUGAUCACUAAGAAAACCCGAAAGCUUUUAUCCUCCUGCACUUGUUGAGGAAUCUUCUCCUUGCAGUGUUUUUGUUUUCCUCUCUGUGUUGAGCAGCUCCCCGUGAGUUUGACAGAAAAAGUCUUCCCCCUCUGCAGGCAGUCUGCUGUGCCCGUCUCCUCUUGUUUUCCUCUCUUCCUCUCUACGUGUACAGCAUCUUUAUCAUCUUUUUAAUGAUACUUUUUAUGUAGAGGAACUACAUUUUCCCUGUUGAAGACACAGUGAUAUCUUAAUGAAAUUAAGCAGAUGUGAUGAGUGGAGAGCAGGUUGAAAGGCCGCUGAAGUGGGUCUGCAAUCAGGCCUGUGACAGCGUGUGCCCGGUCUAAGGGGGUCAGGGAGACUGGCGUUUAGUCCAUUAGACUCUGCUUCUGCUGCACUGCUGGUUGAAUGACUCGCAUAAAUUUAAGCUCAGAGCGAUGAUCAAUAUGAUAGAUGUUCAUCACUCCUCUUCUCCAUAGCAGUGUUUUGUAGCUCAAAGACUUUGACAUUUUGAACAUGGUCCCCUAAUCCAAGUUUUCACUGGUGACUGAGGAUGGAUGGUCGAGGACAUUUCUCUUCUUUGAUUAGUGACCUGGAGCAGAUCAGAGCAGCAUCACUUUGCCACCUUUUAUGUCCUCACCUCUGUAAAAAGGUAGAUGGUUGACAGCUGAUGGGUAGUUUGUCUGUCAGUGUGGAUGGAUGUCUGAAUAGGUGGCUCGUGCAGAAGUUAGGGAGUUUAAGUUGAUGUGACAAAAUUACCACAAAGAGACUAAAAACAACCAGAUAAAGGUGCAUAAUUACCACGUACAAUGGUAUAUCAGUCUGGAUGUCUUGUGUCUAUUCAAUGAGUGCAGGAUGUUCUUCAGUUCAGAUCAAAAUUAUUGUUAUUUCCUUAAAAUACUGCCCAAGGUUUGCAAGGUUCAUAAAAUUUUAUAGGUCAUCAUUUAUCUACGAUUUGGUUCCAUAAUUUUAGUUCACUUAGGAAUGUAAAAUAAAUACUCAAGUUUUCUUAAUGAAAUAUAUGGUAAACAAUGAGAUGGUCAAAAUGAUCAGCCUGCGUGUGAUUUUGUGCUUUCAAAACACAUCAAGGAGGUUUCAAACCACACCUGAGCAAUUGAUCAGCCAUUUAUCCUUUGUAAGUGACUCCAAGAGGCAAGGUUAGCGUCACCUGACCAACUGACCGGAAGGGACUACUCUGGAGUUGCUCCGAAAGAAGUGAAAUCAUCAUGCUGAAAGGCAAAGACUCCACUAUCUACUGUCUGAGGUCCAGUCUAUUUUUUUCUUCAAAACUUUGGAGAGAAAGAUUCUCAGCGAUGUCAUCAAGAAUCCCCAGAUCUCUGCAGAGAUGAUUGCUGCUGAACUGGCUUCUUCUGGACUUGAUAUUUAAUGGAAGACUAUUAUAAGGGCCCUUCAUCAUGGUGCACUUAAUGGUCAUCGUCCAAGGAAAACCUCCAUUGCUCUCACAGCGGCACAUCAAAGCCUGCCUAAAGUUGGCCGGAGAAAAUCUGAAACAUGGGGAUGAGUUUGGGAAGUGGUUGGUGGGAGCAUAAUGAAGAAUAAUGAAGGGUAGUGAUCUGACCAGUGUGCACGGCUCCAGUCUCCUUCAGAGUUACAAAAUAAAAUACUCUUUUGAUUUAGAUUUUGCAUCAGAUUUUGUUGCAUCAGAAGUUGUUGAUUUAGCAUUUACAUCCAAACACACAUCUUGGUCCUUUUGCUGCAUCCAUCUUUAUAUUUCAGGCAACAAUACUUCAGACCAAUUCAGGGACCUAUCUUGUUCUGUAGUGGAGCAUGAAAGAACAUAGAGACAAAGUUGCUGAUGCUUAAAGAGGAAAUAGUGAAAACCAGUGAAAGUGCCAACUGGCAGCCUCCAAGUGCUUCUGCUCAGGCGUUAAGAGACGCUUAUUUCUCUCCAACAGUUGGGAGCUCAUUUACAGCACGCAUGACAGCAGAGACUCUGAGCCUUUUGUCAGGAUGUGACUUCUGGCCUGUCCCCCCUGCUGUUCAAAUCCAACACAGCCGUACAUCUGCUUGUGAAUUAACAGUAAACAUCAUCCUCCUUAUCUGGAGUGUCACCCCACAGACUCAAAUGAGAUGGCCUCCAGCCAGGAACUUUGCUUUCUUCCUGACCGUGUUUCUGUCAGACAGGAUUGCUCUACUUUAGGGCCGCCUGUCCUCCUGGAUGAUGAUGUAUGUUAAACUGCAUUGCCUUAAAUUUUGGAGCCGAUACUGACAUGGAUUUUGGCAAUGUCGUCUGUAGAUAGAAUUUAGGUCUUUAGAGCAUUGCUGCAGCUUAGCCUCCUUUAAUGAUAGUCUAGUGUGGCAGAGGAUGUCUUUUCAGCUCAGACAAAUGCAGACAUAAUGAGACACAGCUCAUAACAUAGAGGAAGUGCUGCUAAAGGGCACUUUUCCAUAAUAUUAGCAUUAGCCUCUGUGUAUCUCUUAGCACUGAAUUACUCUGCCCUAAAUUUUAGUGGUUUCCCUCUGAGAGCUGAAAGAAACCGGCUGUCAACUUGCUAAUUAUGCAAUCUGUGGCUGCUGGGUAUAAUGGUAGAGUAGAGGGCUUGUUGGGAGACAGUUCAAAGACUUUUUUUCUGCAGCAGAUAUUUAACAUCUGACAUUUUUGGUCCAAGCAGAAGAAACACAGGCUGAGCUCAGGCAAAGUCGCUCUCAACUCUUGACUUACAAGUAAACUUGCAGAAAAUGUAGCACCUGUGACGCAGAAACCUGAAUAAAAUGUCACCAGGAUAAUCCAGGAGUGUAUUUUGGCAGCAGAAAUUAGACAGAAAACCAAACUGUCAUCAUGACUCGAAGGAUUUUUCCAUCCUCUCUUAUCCUCGACAGCUACCGGGACUCCAAACUCUGGUGUCGGGUAUGUGCACAUCUGUGCGUGUGUGGAGCUUAGUCACUCCAUUAUUAAUGCAAUGGUGUUUUUGUUUGCUUGUUUCGGAGCCACCAGAUCCUCCCUAGGGGAUGCAUUUUUAAUGAUUCAGGAAAGGUGAGACGUUCCCAGUGGUUUCCGAGGCUGGGCAGAGCAUUGUUUGACCCCUACCUGCACAAUCUGGCCUCCUAGUUAUGAUAUCAUCAGUGUGCUGCCGUAGUUUGUUGUUGCCGUAAAGAGCUGCAGAGUGACACAGUGUUCUCAGUGUUUGCUGAGCCGCACAGUCACCAUGUCCUUGUUUGGAGUGAGUCAGGAACAUGAUUUGGUCCAAAUGUUUGAAAUUAGAUAAAACCCUUUGAGGGAUUAACAUCCUAAAAAUCAACUACUGCUUCUGCUUUCUCACAUUUGUGCAAGAUCUGUGCACAGUAGUUCCUAAGCUGUGUGGAAAUCUGAACAGUGGCUGCCAAGUCAUUGUUGUUGCAGCAUAAUGAGCUGCACAGCUCUGCAAGCGGGCAUUAGAGCUUCAGUACAGUAACAAGCAGCAUGUUGUUGUGUUACUCCUGAUCCCACUCACUGUAUAUGACCAAGAUAUGAAAUAAAGCUGGGCAUUGUCUGCAGCCAUUCAUCGCUGUUGUUUACUACGCUCUGCUCCCUGUUAAAAGCUGCUCCCUCCUCCUCCUCCCCUCUCUCGCUUGCCCUCGCUCUCUGUGUCUCUUGUCCUGCUGGCCUGUGGCUUGGUUUGUUGGUGGGAGUCAUGGCACCCAGUGGUAUUGUGGCAUAAACAGCGGCCUGAAGUGCAUUUUUUUAGGAGGGGAAAACAAGCAGGACGCAAAAACAGAGGAGAGAAAAAAUGUUUGCUCUGUUUGAAUAAAACAUAAUUUGGAUUAUCUUGAAAGCAUUUUUCUCUCUAGGAUAUCCACUUGUCUGAACAGCGAGUGCGUCUGCUCUGUAUGCAGAAGCUCCAUCUUAAGUUAUAAAAAGAAAUGCUGACAUGCAAGCUUGUGGCGUCUCCCCAAGAUGUCAAAAGUCAGAGUCUCUUCCUCAGACGAGGGCUGAUGUGCACCGAGAUGACAGGAAGGUCGAACAGGCUGGAUCGGACUGUAAAAUCCUGUACGUUCUCGCUUAUCUUUAUAAAGAAGUGCAAACUGGCUGUCUCACCUUGUUGCACUUUUUUCUCACUUCAGAAUCUUCCCCACUGUACGCCUGUCAGUUUCAGUCUGUUCAUGCAGGACAUGAAGUCAUUUCCAUCAUCCCCAGCUGUCUCGUCCCGUCAGCAUCCAGACACUUUCCUCAGCACCUGUCAGCCCUCUGUGUUGUGUCAUGAAUGUGUGAGUGGGCGGCCACAGGUAGAAGUAAUGGAAUGCAAAUGUGCUGAGUUGUCGCAGCACAGCAGACCCGCAUGUGUAUUUGUGUGUGUGUGUCUAUAUGUGUGUGUCUCUGUGCCAGGCUGCUGGAGUUAAUCCACUGCAGGCUUUUCUGGGCUCGUGCCACAGCAGUAGGAACAUUUCUCCUGGGUUUUCCUGACUUUUUUUUGCCCAGGGCAGUGUCCACUGUCUGGAAGGCACAGGGCGGGCAUGGCGCUGGCACGGACACGCUGAAAGACCCAGUUUAAUACCAUCAGAGGCGGUUGGCCGGGCAUGGGCGCCAUGCCGAGACAUCUUAGGCUAGGACUCAAACAACCCUGGAGCAAAUUACCCCCUAGCCUCAAAUGCUCCUCAGAAUUUCUCCUUUUUUUCACUUUCUUUUCUUUGUUUCUUUCUUAUUGCCUGUUUCAUUCCUCAGUAGCCACUCUUACUUCUGCUCCUUUCACCCAUGAAUCAUAUGAGUCACCCUGUUUCUCUCUAUGGACAGUGCAUCCCAUGCUUUGUGCACUGGAUUUACCUCUCCUCCAUCUUCUUAUCAUUUUAAAGCUUCCUACCUCCUUAUUUUGCCCCCAAAUUUCUCUCUUUUUGUCCCUGUCCAUCAUUUCCACCCCCUAUCCAAAUGCCCUCUCCCCUCUCCUAGUUUUUGGCUCCCUCUUCCUCUCUCCUGUCCCCAGGGUUUGUGGGUCUUUGGCUAAAACACACUUUGAUCGUCCUGAAGGAGAGCCUUCAGGCUGACACAGUAACUCUGCAGACAGACAGACAGACAGACAGACAGACAGACAGACAGACAGACAUUGGCUGACUGAUGUUUUGUUGUGUUGCACCACAGGCAGAAAGAAGACUUUUGAUUCAGGACAUGUGCAUUUAUUCAUGCAUACAAGCAAAGACAUGCAGCUCCAACUAAACUUCAACAGGAGGAAUUGAAGAGGCAAAAAAAAAUUAUUUAUUUUCCUUUCAUACUUUAAAACAUUCGUCUGAACUUUGAAUUCCAUAUAUUUACACGACAGGCCUCACACCUCAAGACAAGCUUGCACCGAAAUUGUGAUGACAUUUAAGACUCUUCCUUUGUAUUUAUAUCUCUGCAAAUGUGACAAAUGUAACACGGCGACAGAUCUAAAGAGAGAAGGAAAAUCUGUUAAAGUUAAAAGGGUUCAAUAUAUUUACUGCCUGGAACCACAUGGAUGAAAGUGAAUUAUAUGAUGGUGGGGCAGCAAGAGAUUCCUCAACCAUCUGAGAUUUUAGACUACAGAGAAGAAAAUGCUCAUUAUUCUUAGAUUUUACAUUUUUCUCAGGGUGUUUGAAGUUAGAGUGUUUUAAGCUGAACAGCCUCCACAAGUGAUGUGAGUUUUGCUAGCGCUGCACAGAAGAGUCGACUGAAGUGUUCUUCAGAGCUCCACUUUAUUAUUUGAAUAUUUUAAAGCUUGAACUUUUUCUUCUGUAAAACAGGAACUUAAAUAAAUUCCAACUUAAAAGUAUGAAAACACAGAAAAAUAAUCCAAAUUGAGCACAGUUUAGUGUGUUUAACACGGCCAAACAACAGGAUCGCAGAGUCUGUGGGCACAUUGGCAGAGCUGGCACCACCAGUCUUUGGUCUGUCUUUGCAGGUUAAUACCAUAGACUGUAUAUAGAAUGGACGCUGUCUGCCUCCUCGCUGGGUGAAGCCACCGCGAGAACAGCACCCUCUGGUGAUGGGCUGCAGUAUAGGUCAUAAAUCUCACCUCCUCCAGCAAUUUCUAUGGGGCUGUGGACAAACUUUAGAAAUUCAUUACACAGAAUGUGAGGGUCAGGUUUUCUAUGAUUGACACUUAUAGGCAUACAAAGAAUGCGUAGCUCACCUGGAGGGAAACGCUGUGUGAGCUGAGCGUCAUCACAGCGACUCUCAGCGACUCUCUUGCCGAAUGCGUACAAUGCUACUGCGCAAGUGGUGGUUACAGGAAGUAGAAAGAAUCCUGGAAAUAUCGAGAGCAAUUCAGCAUCAAAUUUGUCAGCCUAAGAGACCCCAAAAUUAGGGUGUGAGAGGUGCUUUAACAUCGCCCACAGCCCUGGGGAAUCAUUGAUAGGUCCAUCCAAAAACCAAAGAAAAAAAACACAACAGCCCACAAACCAUAACUUAAUUUUAUCGUCAUUUAAAAAGGCUAAAAGUAGAAGGUAAUCCUCAUGCUAAGACUCUAGGUGUGAUAGAUUAAAGCAGAAUCGUAAAGAAGUCAGAGGCGUGACUUUCUGACGUGAGGCCCAGUUUACUCAGCUUGUCUUGCAUCAUUUAACUUGUGAACAUGUUGCCUUUUUCCUGUGCUUCAGUGUAAUAACCUGCUGCAAAAUGCUUUCAACUAAGCACUAUGCUGACAGCUCAGUAUAUGGAAGAUAAUCAAUACAUUGAUGGAAAAAUCAAACAAAAAUGUGUUUCAACAAGCAAUUAAUUAAUGGACACAUGGUUCAAUUUUAGUGUCCCUAAAAACACACAUAUCCCUCCUGCGACCUCUAAACUUCCCCCAGCUGCAUUCUCAUGUACAGAUUUUCUGCCAGCUUAUUGUUUCCACUCAAAUACCAAAAGUGCAUUUCCAGCACACACACAGGAGCACCAUAUAUGCAGAGAAAGCAAGAAGCACUUACACUGAGCGAGGGAGCUCAGCUUUAAUGAAGUUACAGCCUGAUGGCAUCUGCAAUGCCAGCAGCUGCUGCGGCAACCACAGAUGACAGUGAAACCGCAUUUCAGAGGAGUCACACCAAACUCGCGGCGUACCCUGCGAGGCCUGGACAUCAGAUAACGACAGUGUCAAUCUGUGGAGGCACAAGCAGGACUGCUGUCUGCACUUCAGCUCCAGUAACUCCGUUGAAAGGGGUUUCGAUUACUGUCUAAACACAGAAAGAUGUGUGUAUGUGCCUAUGUGGGUUUAGUGUCAGCGGUAUUGAUCAGUGGGUUGAAUGGUAGAAAGAUAUGUGGAGGAAGAGGAGACAUAUUGGUUGAGAAAGCGAGGAAUGACACAAUGAGAAAGAGUAGGAAGUCAUUAUUCGAGUGUGUGUGUGUGUGUGUGUGUGUGUGUGUGUGUGUGUGUGUGUGUGUGUGUGUGUGUGUGUGUGUGUGUGUGUGUGUGUGUGUGUGUGUGUGUGCUGGAUCUGAGAAAAGGAGUUGAUCCUGGGUGUUUACUUAAUGUGUGUGUUUGUGCAUGUGGGUGGAUCAGAAGCGAUGUAACACCGAAACUGUUUCUGUAAGAUAAUAAGUGAAUUUUCAGGCUCCCACAUCAUCAAAAUGUGAAAGUUAUCAUUCUCCUUUCAGUGUUAUUAUCAUUAUGUAAAACAGUCAUGGAUCAUUUACAUUUAGACUUUCUGCAUUAAAACUAGGAAACAAGAUGUACUCAGGGAGUAGUAACAAUUAGCUCUUCAUAAAACCUUACAUAAUAGUUUUAAAUAACUGUCCAACCCUCUUUUAAAAGGAGCUUUUACAUUCAUAAAUAAAUAUUACUCUCUCUUUUUGUUUGUAUAAGGUUUUUUAUAUCCAGUGUAUUUUGUACAACUUGAGGCAGAGCAGAGCAGAGGAAUAUUUUUACAUUUAAAUGGUUUGUGCCGAGUUAAAUCCUCCAAAAGACUUAGUAGUUCAAUUCCAGAGAGGAACCAAACACUCCACUCCUAUUAAGAGGUUGUCCCUGUGUGCAAAAAUGGUAUUACAUUUGCAGGCGCUGCAUGUGCAGGAAUGCUGACCAGAUUUAGCACACAUCAUCAGAGUAGAGCUUUGCAUCUGUUUUCAUUUUAAGUUUCAGACGUUCAUAAAGAAAAUCUCCAACACUUCUGCUGUUUUCUGUCUUCUUCAAGAUUUUCUGGCUUUGUUGUCGUGGAUAGGACACAAGGAGAGGCAUGACGUCCAUGUAUGAGGUGAACUUAGACAGCUUGGCUAGCAGCAUCCCAACAGUGCAUUUUGAAGUUGAGCGAUUUACAGAUCCCGAAUUUUACGACAAUAACCGACGUCAUUUUGCCCAUGUCAGUAUAGUCGGUGUCAAAAAAAUAAGUAAAUCAAAGUUGGUUUUGGAUGUGUGUAGGUAGGCUAUGGUCUCAUGUCCCUCUAAGAGGCUGUCCUACAUCAGAAACGUGACUCCACCCCAUCCAUAACAAAAAGGGGAAAGACAGGUGAGGAGAAUCAGCUGCCAGAAUCAGUUUGCUCUUUUUUAGUCUCUACACCCAGACACUGAGUUUUUACAUUGUGCUUGUAAUGUCGCAUUCUGGUCCAUUUUCUUUCAUAGUCUGCUUUUUGUUUUUUGGGUUUUUUUCUGGAGUGGUGUGAAAGCUCAUCCAAACCAAACAAGUUAACUCUGGUUUGCUAAAAAAAAAAACAUGGUAGUCAUGACUAGCCUCUGAGACCCUCACUUAAGGGGGUCUGUUUACGGUGUCAAAUGCAAUUAUUAUAUAAACACUGAAGCAGACAAACAGAAGAAGAAACCCUGUGAGACUGCAGAAAUCUGGUGUUGUGCUUGUUGUUUUGGAGUGUUGUUUUUUUCCAUCUUGUUUUGGAUGUGAAUCAUCAUAAGCAAUUAGUACGAUAAAGGCCGAUGAGUUUUUCAUUUUGCUGCAUGUGUCUGAAAUUUUGAAUUGAUGACAAUGCUCGAAGAAAGGUCAUGAAAUCAUAGUCGUUAAGGUUUAUCCUCUGAGGACCGGUGUUGCUUGUGCUGCAGUUUCUAACCCUGAUCCAAUAGAUCAAUAUUACUCUCCAGUUGAAUUUCUGGUGGCUCUUGAAGAAAAGUCAGCGAAUCAAGAAUGUGAACAGUGUUCAUCCUCUGGGGACCUUAAAUUGCUCCUGUCAGUCCAACAGUUAUAGACCAAAUCAGUCUAGAUUGGUGUGAAUAGAUGCAUAUGGGCGUUUUUUUAACCUGUACUACGGCAAGUGAGUAUGGGGAGCUUUAAUGUUUUGACUUCAGUCAUGGGGGCUGUCAUAUUGUAAGUAUUUUUGUAUGUACACAGCCUACCGUUCACUCCUAUGAAGUACAGGUAAUGCGUGUGUAUGCGCCUCUCUUCAUCUGCUCCUCAGCUGUAGGACCAGUGGUUGGUUGGUUGGCAGCUGCAGACCUGGUCCUGUCCUCGGGUCUCUGUGAUAAACACACAGAAGGCAGCAGAGCCUGAACACACCGCCAAGGUUAAAAGCAGAGUCACACAUUACUGUGCCAUCCCACCAUCCUGUCGUUUUUGCCUUUUCUCUCCUUUUUAUGAGUUUUCUGGCAGAAGAAAAUCCAAUUAUUGUCAGAGUACAAAAGAAAAUCACACAUCCUAUCUAAGGAGGCUAAUGUGGAAAUGUGCUCCAGUCUUUGUUUGGAGUCCUUAAAUAGAUUGAAUUAGAUGUUCGUGCGCCUCUUUUAUUUAUUUUUCAGAGGAUUGGCCAUUUUGAAGCGUGCACCUCUUUAGGGUCUUUCAAAUUGACUAAAUGUGGCCGUUCCUCCCAGGGAAACCAGGUAAUGUUCAGACAAUCAGGGGUUAUAAAUGGGUAAUUCCCUUUUUACAGCCAGACAGGUUUCUUUAUCUUGUGGGUAAAUGCUUUCCCGGUGACGCUGCAGUCCGUCUCUAUUUCUCUUUCACACUCCUGCUUCCUCCCUAUUCUUAUUUCCCCUGUGCACACUCUUUCAUUUAUCUUGUCACUCCCUCGCCCGGUCACCGUUGCUCUCUUGUCCAUCCUUUUCUUUUCUCGGUUCGUGCGUCUGUCAGAUUUUUUUAAGAACUCCCUCUCCUGCCCUUUUCUUAUCUCUCUCCAUCACUGCGCCACCUCCGCCUCUUCUCCGCUUGCUUUCUCUCACAGAUCCACCCUCAUCUGUCCUCAUCUUUCCUCAUGACCUCUCUCUCGCUUUCCCCCUCUCUCAAGUGACUGGCCACAUGCUAAUGUGUUUGUAGAUAGCUCACAGUGACAGAGAGAGGCCAUUAGAGAGGGUACUGAGUGCCAACAGUGGCACCGCAUCCAGGACAUCCAGGACAGCAGCAGUGUGUGUCUGUAGGUUACUAUCAUUUUUGUGGGUGUCCUUUAGUGCUAUCUGUUAGCGUCCCUUCUAUACAAUCCCUUUUUUAUCCAUGUUUUUAGACGUGCACAACAUUAGGCUGUUGUUUAUAGAGCAUGUGGGCGUGCUCAUGAGUGCCAGUGUGUGUGUCUGUGUGCAUGUCAGCGUUGCUAAUGCGGGGCUGUUGAUCACUCUGAAUGAUUGAUGACAGCUAGGUCAUGGAUAAAGCUCACGCAGGCUUACAGAGGAAUGAAUAAAAAGUGACCCUGGCAGCAGCACGCCACAUCAAUGGGCCCAAGCUGCGUGUGCUCUGUCUGCACUCUGUCUCUGGCACAGAGACAUUUAUAUCUUUAUUUAUUUAUGAGUAUGUUUAGGAGGUUUGGAAAAGCUAUGACUUGUUUGCUGCUGCAUAAAAAAUGUAUAACCUAAAAAAAAAAAAAACCCUGACUCACUUUAUUUCUAAUGUUUCGAACUUCCUUUGCCCUUUUGUCGUGACCUCACUGGUCUGAGGUCUUGUCCCCUGUCUGCACACACACAUGCAGACAUGACAAACAUAAUUUUAGCUUCAGGCUUUAAUCAAUACAUGUGAUGCGACAUGACGCCUAUUGAUCUCUCCGUAGAGCAAAUUUCCUCUUUGUGCCAAAUCCAGAGAGGUCAGGAUUCAGGAAGCAACUGCAGCAGGCUUGUUGAAGCUUCUCUAAUAUGAACAAAUCUGUGGGAAUGAGUUGUCUUUCGCAUCCUCUGAGCUGUGUGGUACAGAUUCUGUCCCCUCAGUCGCAACCCUUCUGUUUACAAAUGAGUCGUAUGCAGCGUGCAUGUGCAGAUGACUUAAAUGAUUGGCAUCAUCGAUCUAAAGGUGUGAUUUCUGACAGGAAAAUCUGAGCUUCAAGGAGACAAAUCCAUAUGGAGAAUGUCACUCACACUUUAAUAACAGCAUCUGCAGUCGGUGUCGCUGCAGAAGACAGCCGCAAUGUCACCUAUAUCCUCACUCAAGCAUGCCUGGGUGUUUGCACGCAACCUUAGCCCUUCACAUUCACCCUUCGAGUACCUGUGCACCCGUUCAUUCAGCGGCAGCCAGUGUUCUUCCUGCAGAAGAGCGCUGCACCAAAGACGUGACAACGGCAUGCAUGCUCGAGCGUACUUGUACACAGCUAUGUCCCCUUCAUCCUCCUCCUCCUCCUCCUCUUCCUCUCGUGUGCAGACAGCAGUAAGAGCGCUUGGCAGGGAUGAGAUGUGAAGUGACGGUCGAGGAGAGACUGCUACGAGGACCACACAGCUCAGAGGAGGAGAGAGGCCUCUCUUUGCCCCCUGUUGCUACUCGGCGACUCCUUAUUGGUUUAUUUGUAGUUACAGUUGUGGAUUUAUUUACCACAGGGUUGGUAGCCUUGCUGCGUAAAUAAUGCAUUCGUUGGGAACAUAGGGACUCUGGUUAGCUUUCAUUUGUAUUCAUAAGCCUCAAAAGUGGAAUAACUCCACCUGCAGAUCAACAACUGUUAUCAUCACAGAAUAGAUGUGUCUGAUCACAUUUGUAUGGCUAGUAAUUAUUGAAAAGUGUGUCUCUGUUUGUAACAGUGUUGUUUUUUAUCAAGGCCAGCAAGCACAAUAUAAUACAGAUUAAUAGAAGUUGCAGCUGAGAUCGUCGAACCGUCUCCCUUCAAAACAGACUUCUUGAUUUGAUUUUCAAUCUCAGCUUCUGUUAACUAUUUCUUCUCCCUCUUUAGGUGUUCAACACCUACUCCAACGAGGAUUAUGACCGGCGUAAUGAAGAGGUGGAUCCAGUCGCCUCCUCCGCAGAGUAUGAGCUGGAGAAGCGGGUGGAGAAACUGGAGCUGUUCCCUGUGGAGCUGGAGAAAGGUGGGAAAUAAAUUCUCAGAGGAUGGAGGUGGAUCCUGUCAGUUACUUGUUAUACUCAGCAGACAGAAGCAUCCGCAUGUGGGAUGUCACUUUUUUCUAAUUAAAGGUGUGAUAUUUCUAUUUUUCGUCUCUCUAUGGAGGUUUUUCAUCCCCCUCUCUGUCAGAAUGUCCAUUCUCCUCAUUAUAACUGGGAAUUUUCAAUCAUCAGUGAUAAUGCUGUCUAAUAUUCUACCUUGAAUAGUUUCCCUCUACUUCUAAGCAUGCUAUUUCAUGCAGCAUCUCAAAGGAAAUCUCCUCAGAUCACAUUAAAAGACUCUGCAGUACACUGUUUGUACGUAUCCCCAGGUGGAGCUACAAAGAGGUUAUAUUUCAUUUCCUUCACUUGUCUCUUUUUCAGUUUGAGGUUUUCCUGUGUAGAAAUCCAAUAUGGCCUGAAAUAGAAUGACUGUCAAUGGUAGGAUUUCAUCAUCCACUCCAUGUUAUGUAACCCUAACCAGUCAUGAAUAAUGAAUGCUGGUGGAGAUAGAGGAGUGCUACACUGGGAGGAAUUUCCCAGUUUGGUGAAGGCCAUCAUGCUCGAGUAAUUAUCUCUUCCUCUUCAUCAUUAAUAAAUCAAUUGUUUGAGCGUGCUCAUCCAUUUACUUCUCUAUGUAUCCUUAAGCAAAACUGACUAGGCAGUACUGGAAGCUUUUUUGGGUUCGAUCCAAGUGCAUUGGAAAGUUGAAAAAUUGAGGUCCUGAGGCACUCCACCCAUGCUGUAUGUGUCUGUUUGUUUGCAGAUGAAGACGGACUGGGGAUCAGCAUCAUCGGGAUGGGUGUGGGCGCUGACGCAGGACUGGAGAAACUGGGCAUCUUCGUGAAGACUGUCAUCGAGGGAGGAGCCGCUGAGAGAGACAGCAGGUGAGAGACGGGAAACUUAUACACACACAUGGAAUCCUCUUAAUAUCUGCUAGAUUUUCAAAUUAUUUAACCAUCCAAAAACAACCCAGCUGAUCCAGAGUGUUGUACAAGCCAAGAAACAUACUAUCAAAGAGAAAAUAUGAAUGUAAAAAUAAUAGAUAUGGAGGAAGAUCGGCUACGCCAAGAGACAAGGCAUAAUGCAUAAUGCACAGUAAAAGUAUAGUGACACAUGUGACUGAGGCGCUUGUGAGUCUGGUAUUCACCAUUACAUCACAGAAAUGAAAAUAAUGUGUAGUUUAUUCGUUAUUAUUUAUUCAGUUAUUAGUCUAUAUUCAUCUGAAUAAAAAAAACAACUAUACGAGGUGCCACUGGUGUAGCAGUUCAUGAGCGUACCCAUUUACAUAGGCUUUAGUCCAGUAGCUGGUUUGACUCCCAGCCACAACCGCUUUCUGUUUGUCUCCACAUUUUCUGUAUCUCCUCAGCUGUUCUAUCCAAUAAAGGUAGAAAUACUUAAAAAAAAAAAAACAUAAGAAAUUAAACAGUGUACAUAGCCUCUAUGGCUUUUAGCUAGAUGACAGCUGGUCUGCCAUUGUUCAGAUUUUUAGUCAUUUAUUCAUACGCUCCUGUUAAUCUGGUAAAAGUAGCUACUUGAUUGACACCAUUGCACUUACAGCCAUCAUCUUAAAGGUGGCAUCAUUACAUCUUAUGAGCUGAUGAAUAACCUGGCCUGUACUUGUAUGCCACUUUGUCCCAGACAGUCACUGUGUCUCGCCAUCUUUAAUCCCUCUAAGACUGUCGUUGUGAGUGAAAACUGAAGGGUUCACUUGCUUUACAGAUGUGUUGCUAGAGUGAACGAAUAUUGGCGUAUGUAGUAAUAUGAGUAAGCAGUGUCUUCAACAAAAACUCAUAUCCUUCUGGCUUUUGACAGUCAAAUGAAUCAUUUAUUGGAAAGAUUGUAUGCUGAAAAUACAAAAACAAGGCUUUUUUUUUUUUAGUUAGUUUUAGUUUUUUGUUUCGCUGACACCUACCCCCUCACACCAUUUCCAGGCAUUAAAAAUGAUCAAUCUUUCCCCAAUGGUCUGGUUUACUUUUGCUCAUCAUCGUCAAAAGCAUCAAUAUGAAUUCAAGCAUAUUUCAUAAAUGUCAAGAAACUCCUCAGAGGAGCUUUAAAGAAAACAAUCCUGCUGUGAAAUAACCACUUGUAGAUUUUUAUGCCUGUAGGGUUUGAAAAUCAGUGACACAGCAGUUCAACAUCACAACAGUCUGAACUUGUCUUAUUGAGUAUGAAGAGGAGAAAGUGUGUUAAUAUGUUGGAUAGGGUUUUGUUUUUUGUUUCCUACCUGGUGCAGUUAAUCAGAAACACGCUUUGAAAGCUCAUCAUGUGCUGCAGGAAAAUGAUGUACUGAUCACAUUUGGUACCAAAAUACAUACAGCAAUUAAUCAGCGAUUCAGCUUCCACUUUCCAAACAUCACUCUCUCUCUCGCUCCCUCUCACACACACCACGCAGUAACACUCUGUCCCUGUCAGAUUUAGCAGCAGGGUUUCGGAUUAAACCCGCCGGGAGAGGCGCAGUUUGGGACAUGAAGCCUCACGCAGCACUAUGCAGUGUGUAGGUGUGUGUAUUGUGUGACAGAGAUUUUGCAUUGGCACCUUAUAUCUCUGAGUAUUCUGUAUUGCUUUGCAAAGUUUGGCUUUAGAAAAUAAGAGGCUGCUUUAUAUCUGCUGCAUGUCCCUUAUCUGUGUGUGUGUGUGUGUGUGUGUGUGUGUGUGUUGCUGUGAUGAAGAAGCUGUGUUUGCGUUGUGUGUCUUUGUGUAUUAUAUUAUAAGCGUGAACAGCGCCGAGUAAGCACUCAGUCAGGGGUAGAGAAGGAGAUGACAGCCUCCCAGCAGGCGAGCUGUGUUAUUCUGCCUCUAAACCAGCUUUUUCCUAUCACUGGAUGUGUGUGGUUCAGGUUCUCCAUAAACAGAUUAAAACCGAUAGGCACUUCCAUUCACCGCAGCAUGACUGUAUCAAGUUCUGUAAGCUCCAUGAAUACUCUGGUGCACUGGGGCUGUUUACAUUAGUUGCGUUUUCCUUCUAGGAUUAUUUUUUCUUUAUGUAGAAACACAUGAGAGAGAAGUUAGAGAAAAUAUAGCGAACAGAGAGCCGGGGAGCAGAGUGUAGAGAAGAUGACGGUCGCACAGACUCUGAAAUGUGUCACUUUCUUCAACAAGCAUGUGAAGUUGGAAAGAUCACAGGCAGGUUAUGCAAACACCAAAGUUCAGUUCAUUUCAGAGCCUGAAUUUUGAAUUUUUGUUCAUUUAAUCAUACAGUUAAAUAAAUUAACUGACUCCAGUGAAUUUCUGGGUAAAUAGACAGAAGAAAAAGGCAGAGUUGAGGCUGUGGCCUUGCUGGUUUAUGAUCAUCUACAACACUGUCACCUGUUCGUCAGGUGAGCCACACCUGUGUGUAACUCUUACUCAAAAUACAGGCAAAAGUAGAUAAAAAGAUUCACUAAAAAGUUACUGUAAAAAGUCUCUCUUGCACACAAACACACAUGUAAUCUUUAACUCAUUCAUGUAAUGAUGCAAUAAAUUUCAUACAAAUCAAAUGAACUCUUUGUUAAAGGAAACAGUUGUUAUUUUAAGACUCUCUGAUGUGAGAAAACUUCUGCAGGGACUGUGAGGGUGAUCUCAAAUACCAUCAUUAUCCAGUACUCCUGUUUUUGUCCCAACAGUGAUCUUAGAGAUCCUCUCCUUUUAGACUUUCUGUGAAAACAGUCCAUUAGCAUUUCACUCAGUAUCAACCUUGAUCCCAUUUGCUGCAGACCUCCCUCUCCUAAACAGAACAAGACACGGAGGAGAGAGACCUUCUGUUGACAUCUUUUUAAGAUGUUUUGAUGGUGCAGUUAGGCUAAAUGCAGCUGUCGUCUGUUAGAUUACACAACAAGUGCCUUGAGUACCCCAGAUGAUGGAUACAGGUCAUCCUUUUUUUAUGAAUCUGCAGCCCUGCCUGUGUCCCUGUGACAGAUUUCACAACAGGCCUUAAUCACAACAUGAGAGAAAUGAACGCAGGACUCCAGGAAUAGAUACGGGAUCACUCGUGCUCGAUUCAUUUACUUUUGGAGCAAUAUCUCUCACACACACGCUCAGGGGAAGAGUCAGGAUGGCGAGAAUGUAAUUUUCUUCCAUCAUUACCCUUUCUUUCUCUUUUGCUGAGUCGAGCUGAAUGGUCUGGUGCAUCCACGCACACACACACACACACACACACACACACGGCCUUGGACUCACAGGCAGACAGAUAAAUGAGCUUGGCUGUGGCCCACUGUAUUGUCUGGAGCAGAUGACCCAAGGUGUCUGUGCGCUGGGAUGAGAUGUUAUUGGGAAGACAUGAGACGUGAAAGUGUAUGUUGCUUUAAUGUCGUAAUGUUCCAGCUGUUAUUUUCAUUUAGUGUUACUUUAUUGUACAUCAGAAGUAUCUCAGCUGCUUCCUGCUCACUCCUUGUUGUUCUCUAUGGUUGACAUGUUGCCCUAAAUCUGCAUGACAGCUCUGGAUGAUGUGUUUUUAGGACAAAUUUGAUUCUGAUCAGCAGCUAUGUGUUGCCAUGAAUAACCAUUUUUACUGCAGUUUUGUAAGAAUCCAUUAGGAGUAUAUUUCCCAAUGCAACAUGUGCUUUUGAAGGAGAUUUUGCAGUUUAUAUUGUUGCUGAUACGCUUUGUUUGUUUCACUCCUGUUAUUGAUGUUUGUUUUUACACCGACCGGGAUGGAAAUUAGCCCCUUGGCUAUAAUCCCAUGUAUUUACAUGUAAAUGUUUAUUAAAACAUAUUGUCCCAUUAAAAAAAAAAAAAAAACUAAAUCCUUAAUCCUUAUGUGAAAUUUUACACAUUGUUAUUUAGUAUUUUACAAGAGAGUUAACAUAUGGGUCCCUUUCACACGUGCACAAAGUUUGUGAAAAAUGUGCAGAAAAUGAACUGCAUGUGUGAACACGAACAGACAAGUUUUUCACCCUAACUUUCUGCUAGCCCCCUGGUAAAGUCCAGGUGGGCUCAUGAGAGAACACACCAGCAAAUCUUCCAGAUAAAUCCCCUUUAGACAUGGCGGGAGGAGCUGUUGGCGUCUCUCAUACAGCUGCUGUUCUGUUUAAUAUUGCUGCUUAGUUGGAAAAUGAUGCUGUAGCACAUAACAAAAGUGGUCAGUUUGCGCUAUGUGGUAAUGUUUUCAGGGGUAAAAUAUGCUGAGUCCAGUCCACACCCUUAUCUUUAAUCUAAUUUUAUAAAAAUCAUACCCUCCAAUGCUGUGCGAAUAAAGUAAAACUGACUGAAGAGGCUUUUCAGUAAGUGAAAACAAGGCACUCAGAUUCUAUUAUUCACUGACAUUAUCAACAGAUAAUUAGGAGUCAAAUCCCAAAUUAUUUGGAAAUAAAAAUAUUACCAUGUUGGACCAUGUUUUUUAAAGGUUUAGCAGAAUUUAAAGCCAUCAUGCGGCGUGUUAAGUGAAAAAAUGCUAAUUCAAUUUCCAAAAAGCUCUCCUAAAAGGCAAACUCAUUUUCCUCUCUCUUUCCACUCCGUCAUCACUCUGCCGUCUCCUGAUUACAUUAGUUCUGCUGCUUUAAUUGGACUAUUUGACCUAAUGUAAAAUGUGAUUAUUGAGAGCGAUUAAAGUGUAACUGAGUUUUGUGCUUGUAAAUAUUGAAGAUAUUGUCGAGUCAUUUCUUUUGCAGGACUCUUGCAUGUUGUUAUUGAUUUAUCAUAAUAUGAAUAAGAGAUAAACUGAAGGAACCGUAAGUCGUGAGAUAACAGAAAAGCAUGUGUGUGGAUGCUGCAAAAACAAUUAAAGCAAUUGCCAAAAAUAAUAACACAAGAUUUGUAAAUCUGUCUUUGUUUUUUUCUGCAUUUUUCUAUGAGGGUUUCAGCAGAAUAUUCAGUAAAGACUCACUCAGAACUGCACUCAUGAGUGCUGUUUCAUCAGGAGUUGCAUUUCGGGUCAAGAACUGAGCUGACCUCUCUGAGUGUCUGGAGCUGUGGUCCUCAUUAGCCCUGCAGUUUGUUUUGAGCCUCAUCUCUUCUGUCUCUUGGUUAGGCAACCGUCUGGGGCCGCAGAAGUGAGAAUUUGUGACAGCAAGAGAGUCUGGCUUUGUUGUAAUUUUCAAGAUAAUAUGACGUUGCAUAACUGGAUGGUUUAUUUUUGCCUACUGAAGUAAUUUUGCUGCGUAAGUUUUGAUAUAAUCAUGAUGUUUACUCUUGGAGACAAUGUGCAUGCGAGUAUCAGCCACUUUCAGACCACAUUUGUUUUCUGACAUGUGCAUAUGAGUAAGGGUUAUGGUUGGAGCUGUCAGGAUAUCAGAUUGAUUAGUGCAUGGCGCAUUAUUCGCAGGUGUGCCCAUGUCAGUCAACAAGGCAGAUAUUUGGUGAUACAGAUGUUCAACUGAUACAUCAACUUGAUACAACUCACUUGCUGCCUUAAAUGUUAAAGCUGCUUGUAUUUGUGUGCCUGCAGGAUCAAGGUGAAUGACCAGAUCGUGGAGGUGGAUGGGACCAGUCUGGUGGGCGUCACUCAGAGCUUUGCAGCCUCCGUCCUCAGGAAUACAUCAGGAGUGGUCAGGUAAGACUGCAGACAUAAACACAGAUGACGCUCCAGUGUCUGAUAAAUGCAGUCUCUUUGUAAACAUGCAAAACAUGCACAUAAGGUUUGUAUGUUUUCUUCCUCCCUUUGAUGAGGAUCUUUGGAUUAACAUAAGAUUACAGUACCAAAGUGUGUCAAGCAGCUAUCAGCCCUAACAGCCAGACCACCAACACAUCAGACAUACAGUGAUUAUAGACAAACUGAAGAGUGAAAUUGUCCUUUACUCUCUCUGCAGUGAUACGUGGUUUAUUUCUGGAUGUUGCUGGUCUUUCUUUCAUGCAGCCAAAAACACUUCAAAAUUAUCGAAGCGUUGAGCUUAAGUUUGGCACAUCCAUCAGCUUUAUUACUGUAUCUGUUUGAAGGAGGCGAAGACGUGAGAGCACAAUAUGUGACAAAGGUCUCGUGUGUUUGACAGUUGAGCAGUUUUUGGCAGAGUUCCAUUGAGAGCAGUGGGAAGCAGAUAUCACACACACACACACACACACACACACACACACACACACACACACACACACACACACACACACACACACACACACACACACACAGCAUGGCAGGAGGGCUUUAAUUUGGAGAGCCAGCGCUAUCCUUGGCAGCACUGUGAGGCUGCUAUCUCAGCUUUCUGUGGCUACUUGCUCUUGUCCUUCCAUUUGUCUUGAUUUGGUUUACUGCAGCGUCUCUCUGUUUUUCCAACACUCUCCCUUUUCAGCCUUUUUUCUUCCCUCCAUCUCAUUUACUGUUUAUACCUUUUUGAAUCCUCACUUUAGACACCCCACUUUAGCUUCUUUUAGCAACCCAUCUAUCCGGACAAACUAUGGUGGGACAGCUGUGAUACAGAGUUUAAUAAUCCUUGUCUUUAGAGUGGCUUUUGUCCUCCAUCUUUUUCUGGCUGACAGGAUCCUCUGUGGGACUCAGCUGUGUGAAGAUAAAUGUGUGUGUAAAGAGCAUAGAGCCCAGGGAAAGCUGGUGGCAGAACAAAAACACGUCCGGCAGUAUCAGACUGUCAGCCGGACAGAUGCUGUUUGCUGAACUAAUAUUGACAUUGAGUUUUUUUUCCACAUACCAGGAUGUGGAACUAUAGGUAAGGCAGCCUUAAAUAGUAUCCAUCUGUCACCUGUCCAUCUAUUAAGCAAUCGUGAGUCAGGAAGUAUGCAUGUGCAGAGAGUGGAGUGUAAUCUGUCUGUGAAAGAUGUGGGGUACACUUUUAACAUUUAAAUCUAGUUUAGUGACACUCUCAUAGCAGGUUGUAGGGAUUCAGGAGACCUAUUUUCUCUCCACUCUCACACUAUUUCAGUCUUUCUCCAUCAUGUCUCACCCACUCACUCCUCCUCCUCCUACUCCCACUCUUCAGUAAAUCCUUCCCUCUUCCCGUCUGAUCACCAGAGGUUUUAUGACCAACUGUCCUAGAUUUGCAAUUUUAGCUAUAUUUAAACCUGACUCCUAGCAGAAAACCAUCUGGGUUUCAGUCAAAAGUUCCCCCCUGGUUUUGUACUAUUUUAAAGUAUAGUAUAGUAUAGUAUAGUAUAGUAUAGUAUAGUAUAGUAUAGUAUAGUAAAAUGAAGUAUAGUAUAGUAUAGUAAACUACAGCAUAGUAAAAUGAAGUAUAGUAUUGAAUUGUACAGUAUAGCAUAGUCAUGAAUUGUACAGUGUAUUACAGUAUAGUAUAGUAUAGUAUAGUAUAGUAUAGUAGAGUAUAGUAUAGUAUAAUAAAGUAUAACAUUGAAUAGUAUAGUAUAGUAUAGUACAGCAUAGUAAAAUAAAGUAUAGUAUAGUAUAGUACGGUAUAGUAAAAUGAAGUAUAGUAUAGUAUAGUACAGCAAAGUAAAAUAAAGUAUAGUAUAGUAUAGUACAGUAUAGUAAAAUGAAGUUUAGUAUUGAAUAGUACAGCAUAGUAAAAUAAAGUAUAGUACAGUAUAGUAAAAUGAAGUAUAGUAUAGUACAGUACAGCAUAGUAAAAUAAAGUAUAGUACGGUAUAGUAAAAUGAAGUAUAGUAUAGUAUAGUACAGCAAAGUAAAAUAAAGUAUAGUAUAGUAUAGUACAGUAUAGUAAAAUGAAGUUUAGUAUUGAAUAGUACAGCAUAGUAAAAUAAAGUAUAGUACAGUAUAGUAAAAUGAAGUUUAGUAUUGAAUAGUACAGCAUAGUAAAAUAAAGUAUAGUACAGUAUAGUAAAAUGAAGUAUAGUAUAGUACAGUACAGCAUAGUAAAAUAAAGUAUAGUAUUGUACAGUAUAGUAAAAUGAAGUUUAGUAUUGAAUUGUACAGUAUAACAUAGUCAUGUAAUAUAGUUUGGUAUAGCUUGGAAUAGCACAGUAUAGAGUAGUGUAGCAUUGUAUAGUCUUGUAUAGUCUUAUAUAGUAAAACAUGGUAUGAUAUAUCAUAGCAUAGCAUAGAAUAAUGUAGUAUAAUAUAGGAUAGUGUAGCAUAGUAUAGUAUAUUUUAGUAUAGUAUAGUAUGGUUAAGUAUAAUAUAGUAUAGUGACACAUUUCCUGUUACAGUAUAGUAUAGUAUAGUAUAGUAUAGUAUAGUAUAGUAUUGUAUUGUAUUGUAUAGUAAUUGUAUAGUAUAGUGCUAUGUUUCUUGUUACAGUUUAGUAUAAUAUACUGUAGUAUAGUAUAGUAUAGUAUAGUUUAGUUUAGAAAAGCUUAUUAUAGUGUACUUGGGUAAAAUUUAGUAGAGUAGUAUAGCAUUGUUUUGUUCAGUAUAGCAUAGUUAAGUAUUGUUGAGUUAAGAGUAUUACAACACAAUACAAUGGAGUAUUUAAGUUACAGUGGUAUAUUUUAGUAUUAGAUACAGUAUUGUUCAGAAUAGUCCACAAACUGAAGAAUAUUCCUGCAGUUGUUUUUUGUACGCUAUGGUUUAGAAUAGUUAAUGAAAAUAUAGUGUAGUUCAGCAUAGUACAGUAUGGUAAAGUAAAUUGUAGUAUUGCAGAGUGAUGUUUCAUCAAAGUAUUAUUUUGUGUAAUAUAGUUUGGUACAGAACAGGACAGUUAAGUAUUGUGUAUCGUGUUAUGUAGUAUCAUUAAAUAAUGUUUUUGUUGAAUAAAACAUGAUUUAAUAGAGAACUUUGGUAUACACUGAUCAUGGUUUGAGUCCUUCAUGCUUUUUAUUCAUGAAAGACAAAAUGUCAGCAUGAACUGGUGUUUGGCUAAAUAGUAUAGUAUACUGUAUACUGUAUACUGUAGUAUAGUAUACCAGCCCAAAAUAAAUAUGAACAUGUGUCAAAACACACAUGCAUAAAUGUAUAUACAAAGUGGCCCAUAAUAAAAUGCAUGCCAAGCUGCCACGGUUAACCAGUCAAAUCUGUAAUGUGUGAUCUCAUGCUGACAUCCUUAAUUGCCAUCAACUCAGGGCGUCCUAACUGGGCAGACAUUUGUCCUGCAGCACUCCUCCUUCAACCUUUAUUCUCUCUUUUCCUUCAAGUGUUUCAGCUUUAUUUAUUUUUUUUUUUAAUGCGUCAAGCAAAUGUUAAGAAUGUUGACGUGUACAGUCAGCACCAUACUGUAUAUUUAUCUGAAGUCCUGCUGGUAUAAAUGGAAGUAAAUAAGACCAGAAGUACAGGUUUCUGCAGUUAAACUCAAGCAGCACUGUGUGUGGCAGCCUCAGGACAGCAAGAGGUGAAGGAGGAACCAAGACUGAGUCCCCAUGCGUGAGGAGCAAGGUUGUUUCCAGGUCAGCUGCUCCUCAGACCUCCAUGCUGUCCAAACAGUGGAUCCACUUCAGUACUCAGCUCAGCCAGGGCCUUCCCUCCUUUUUUUCCUCCAUCUCUGUCCUGCCCUCCAGUUGUUCCUUCACAUGUAGAUCAAAUACUGCUCUCUGAUGGAGCGUAAGGCCCUCUUCUACUCCGCCUUUAGAAUAAAAUUAAAGUGCUCUCAGGGACUGAAUCCACUUGAUUAGACCCUAACUCAAAUCCACUCCAUUCUCCCUCUCUCUCUCUUCCUGUCACUCUUGCUCUCUCACUCUAGCAUGCUCAUGCACAUGCAUGCUCUCUCGCUUUCUGGACCCCUGCUGAGUCUGAGAUUGAAGAAUAGGUCAGAGAAAUACUUCAGUGUUAUUGCUGGGUUUGGAUGCAUUGUUGAAGUCAUAAGAUGAGGUGUUGUGAGUUUUAUUUUGAGUAUUUGCAGUCAAGUCACAGCGGUGGAGAGAGUAUUUUCUUUGACCUCUUCCCUCAUGAUUUUAAAGUACGUUUUCAGGAUAAAAUAAAGAUUAAAUACUCAAAAAAUGCAAGAAUGAAGGUCAUAUGAAUAGCAAACCUGAACUUGGAGGAAUGAUUUCAAAGUAUUUACUUCUUACAUCAUCUUUUGUCCUUUUUUCCCUUUUCUCUCUGUCUUCAUCCUUAUUUUUAUGUGAUAUCGAUCGGCUGUAGAUCCCAUGUGUGUCUUCAGUAGUCUGAAAAUCUGAACCACAGUCUGCAGCUUUCUCCAUUUUCUCCCCUACCAGCCUUGCCUGGGCGAGCCCACUGUCUGCUCACAUUAUUAUGUGUGUCCCAUCUCUGGGCCCUGCCCCGAUACGUCAGCAGAUCUCACUGUCGCUGAUCUGUGGCUUCAGCUCGGGCUGGUCUCACACAGUCACUGCAGUGGUCACUUCACUGUCCAAAUACACAUCUGUGUGAGCGAGAAAUGAAUGUACACGUUUAACUUGAAUGCAUUAUUGAUACCAUUUGAAAUGUGUGUGAUUUCAACAACAAAACAAAGACCCUUUGAAAUGCAUUGAUAUCUUUUUGCAAUGUCUGCAAGUAGAGCCUACAGUACAUCUCCCAUAAGGCUGUUCACUGUCUACAAAGUACACUGACGAUUUAAAGUGAUGAUUUGAACAGCUGUUCUCACUCAGGUUUUAUGAUGCAAAUGCUUGUCUUAUGUAAUGUGUUGCAAGUUUUAUGUUGUCCCAGGCUGCAUGCGCCGGCAGUAAUGCUACAAUUGUGUGUGUCCAUGCAGGUUUGUGAUUGGCCGAGAGCGUCCAGGUCAGCAGAGCGAGGUGGCCACUCUCAUCCAGCAGACCCUGGAGCAGGAGAGGAGACAGAGGGAGCUGCUGGAGCAACAGUACGCCCACUAUGACGCCGACGAUGAUGAAGUAAUGACCACACUCAUCAGCCUUUACAUCUCAGUGCAAAAAAAAAAUGUGCAGAGAGAAUUGUGGGAAAUUAAGUUAAAUCCUUCAUAUGUCUGAAAUGUGACUAGAGAAAGUCGCUGCGCCUAAUUAGAGGAAUGUCAUAUUAACUCAAAAGAGAUCAUGAGACUUGCUUUGGUACACACGCCUCACACACAUGACAUGACACUUUAUUGCAAAAAUAAGGCUGCUGGUUGUCGCUUCAAUGUAAAUGAGCUUCCUUCUCAUGACAGUUGGCUGCAAUUUAUAGCUUAUUACUCUGUAAAACUGACUGACAGGAGGCUUUGAUGCUGACAUGCCGAACACACACUCCCUCACACAGAAUACCAUGCAAGCUUCAGUCCUCGAAAGCAUCACUCAGCGUUUCCCCCCCUCUGAUUCGGCUGCUUACUCACAGCACGUUUAAUCCAACAGACACUGAGCUCAUGGCCCUGCAAGUCCUGCCACCCAAAUGUGUGCGUGUGUGCAAGCUACGCACACACGCACACUGUAUACAGGCAUGAAACUGCACACUGUGGUGCUGUAAAUUAAUGCAACGUGUCCUCACCGCUACACACAGGGAUAGCUGCACUCAUGCAUGGAUUUACAUGCACACAGACACACACUGGGAUGUCUCUCUGUAUCGUCUAAAGUCUUUUAUGUACUUGCAGAUGAUGGAUUGAGAGACUUCAUCGUGCAUAAGAAACCCUAGAAGCUGAACCCAGUUGGCCCAUAAUCAUAUCCCUGUACGUGUGUAACACUGUCAGCUCAUAUUAAAGCUCCUACACAGUGUUGGGGCUGCAGAGCACACAAAAAAACCUCCCUGUCUAUUUUUCUUCCUGUUUCCUGCCAUGAUUUCCUGCUCAGUGCGAAUAAUGAAAAUCAAAAUAAACGUAGGAGGACAUCGUUUGAAUAGACAUCCUGCGACUUAUCCCCACUAGGUCACCCUAACAGGAGAAUGAAGAUGGUGGUGAAAGUGUCAGUCCAUACAUAGAUAACAAAUAGCUGUAAACACACACUUGAAAUCUGCCACAGUGGAGAACAAAAGCAGCCGUAACUGCCUACGUAACUGCCAACAGGGUAAACAGUUACAAAACCAUUACAGGGAUCUAUGGGGCAAUAAAAGGAGCUCAUCAAUAUUAAUAACUCUAUAAAUAUUAGAAGGAGUUCUCACCAGGUGGGCGGGGGUGGGAGGUUGUUUCUCACUCUCAGGGCUUCCAGCAAGGAUGUGACAGACAGCUCUUUAUCGGCACAGGGGCUGCUGUCCCAGGAGGGAGGGAUGCUCCUUUAGUUAGCAAGACACAAAACACACACACACACACACACACACGCCAGUCUGUUUGUGUGUCUAUGUCACAGUUAACCACAAAAAUACAGGUGGGAAAAGAAGACGCAUGCUGACCUUUUCACAUUCAAAACAGGGCUGUCAAAUUUUUUUUGUGUCAGCGAGAGAGUUUUUAGCAGCUCUGAGUGACGAUAAAAUACUGAAACAUACUGAAAUUCAAGAUUUACCUUGAAUCCAAAAACAAUAUUAGAGCUUGUGUGUCUUUGGAUUACAAAUCAACAGAGCACUUAUUUAAGAUAAGAUAAGAUGUUCCUUUAAUAGUCUCACGGGGGUAAAUUCCAAAUUUACAGCAGCAUAGUACAGAUACAAAAAGAGAAAAUUAAAGGAUAAAGAAACUUCGAGUUAUAAACUUAGUUAUAAAACUUAUUUCUUAUAUAUUGUAAAUAUAUAUAUUUAUAUUGAUGCCUUUUUUUGAAAGACAGACGCAAACAAGACUAUGAGUGACAACACUGAUGAGUUUUAAACUGUAAUUUUUAACAUCUGAGACCAGUGUUAGAAGAAGAAGAACUUUAUUCAUCCUGGAAGGGAAAUUCAAUAGGGGGUUGGUGAAAAUUUUAACAGUAAAUAUUCAAAAAAAAAAGUAGCCAUUUCUUGGUAAAAAGUCAGAUGGGUGAGAUUUUUGUCAAAAUGCAUGACUCAAGUAUGUAGAGGACAAGCUAAACAAGGACUGCUUUUUCCAUAGGGGGGAGCCAAAACAAACCAAAAGUUCUUCAUUGGAGCUUAAACGCUCGCCCUCUUUGAAACUUGUUAAUUCAAACAGAUAAAAACCGUCAAAAAGAAAUAAUGUAAUCGAAGUAAAACCAGGAAGAAAGUACUGCCGGUCUAGCUGGUAAUCUGUAUUAAUAUAAAGCUGAUAAACAUGCAUCUUAAAGUGAAGACAUGAGGCUCCUGUUGCCUGAUGCUUUGCUCUGAAGAACCAGAAUGUGUUUGACUUCUGAGCUCAAUCCUGAUACAUCCUAUCACAUCCUCCUGUCUGAGCAGCAGCCUUUUCCUUCAGUGCCUGACAUCCAACAUCAUACUUAUACGAGACAUUCAUUUUGUUGAUCAUCACACUGAGCGCCCUCUAAACAACAAGAUUUCACCCGAACUCGUCCUCUUCCUCUCCUGAUUCCUCAUGCGUGCAGUCAGCGGCAAUGCAUUUAUCAUAUGCAAAUUGAUGUUUGACUGCCCUCCCAUGCGCUCGAUUGUUAACUCCACCUUCAGAAAACGGGGCCUGUAACGUAGGAUGCCGGCACCAUGGCAACAAGCAAGCCUAUUAUGGAAUGGAAAUGGAGCUCUGCGUUGGCCAUGCAUGCAAACAAAUCAGGCCUGAGCGCCGUUAUCUGAGUUCAGAGAUAGAUGGAGGGAAGUGAAGGGAAAGAGAUGAGUGGAAGAUAGAAGCCAAGAUGAUGAGAGAGGAGAUGGGAUUGUGUAUCAGUGUGUGCCUGUGCAUGCACUCCAAGAGUGUGUGACGAAUUAAGACAGAAUGACAAAUAAGUGCAGAAGAUGUAUUUAAGACCAAGGAAGAUAAAGUAUCGCAGCACUAGGAUCAGCGGGAUCUGCUUAAUAAAAUGUACACAUGCUCAUUAUCGUUAGUGCAAUUCACUUAAUCCUAUUUGUCUUAAACUAAUAUUUACAUGCAGAUGAUUAAAUGGGAUCUUAUUCCCAUGAUUGGCUCGCUCUCAACGAACUCUGACUAAUUGAUCGGAAGAGGGAAAGUAGGAUAGGAUGGAUGGUUGCGUGAUGUUGAGAGGGAAGCAGAGAUGUUUUCUCACAGGCUCUGCUGGUCCUCGUCCAAACUCUGAAUCAACCGAUCCAUUUUUAUCCGACGCCUAAUGACCAAAGCCAACAAUCAUUAGACUGUAUUUCCAGAUCGGAGGAAAGAAAAACUGCAGAGCACACACACAGCAUGAUGAUGGCCUACAUUAGUGUCAGAGCUGAAAAGGUUUAAUAUUUUAACCCUGUGGAAGAUUUGAAUGACUUUUUUAAAUUUUUUAUUAAUUUUUUAUUUUUUUAAUUUAGUUUUUAUUUAUUGUAUUUACUUAUAUGUUCAUCUAUUUAAAAAAAUUUAAUUAUUAUUUUCUUUUUUUCUUUUUUUUUUUUUUGAAUGACUUAACGUAUAUUAGUUGAAGUUUUAUUUUGAAUCCCCAGCUUAUUUUACUGGGUAAAACCUCCCUUUACAUGACGUGAAACCUCUGUACACUCGAGGCAAGACGGUGACUAAUGUUUAAAUAAAAUCAAAGUGACAUUCAGAUUUGGCAAGUACAACUUCUUCUCUUGGCUUAUCUUUUAUAGAAACGACACUCACAGCUGACCAGGCUGUCAGAGCGAUUUAUUUAUGUCCAAGACAUUUAAGUGGGUUACCUUCAGUCUUACAUAACAAGGGGCAUGAAAGGAGCAUUAUUUAUGUAAAAAGUGAUGUUUAAAAAAAGGUUGCAUGUGUAAAACGGAGGGGUUUGUGCUUCUGCUUAACAUGCGAUGUGCAGCAGGUAGAGAAACAUGAUGCAGCGUGACUGGUGUCGCUAAAGGGAGACAGAUGAGACAGGACAGAGAGAGGAACGACAAACAGAUGCAGCUUGAUGUGAGACGGUCUAGUGACAGUCAGACAUCCUCUGUUCAGGCUGUUUGGCAGCCUCCAUGUUUAUUUAUGCUGCCCAGAAUCAUAAAACACAAUUUGUCUCAGAGGCUUACAGUCUGCACAGCAUGCAACAUCCUCUAUCCUUAGUCCAAGAUCAGGAAGAAUUCGCCCAAAAUAAUCCUGAGGGUGCUGCUUUAGCUCAGUUGGCAGAGCGUGUGCCCCAUAUACAGAGGCUACAGACUGUCGCACGGUCGCUGGUUCAACUACCGGCCAUGACCCUUUGAUGCACGUCCACCCAACAUUUCCUCUCUCUCUUAGGGUGUUUGGUCAAGAAAAGGCACAAAGUCCAAAGUGAACCAUAAAAAUGCAGUGAUUAUAAAGAAAAAGAGGAGAAACCUUUAUCGCAUUGAUUCAGAGUGAAGCCCAAACACAGAUUACACACAUGGCAAAGCCUCCUGCACAGGUCUUAUAGAUUAUAGCUAGCUAAUCGAUCCCAGAACCUACAGAUUGUGAUACAACAACGCCAGAGCCUCUGGUAGCAAAUUUUGGCACUUCCACACAAGCUGUUUUUCAUGCACAGUUUCCACUGAAAGACCAGUGGACAAUAGGUAUGAGAAAUAUGGGCGAUAAUUCCAAUCUCUAUUUUUGACUCAUUUUGUCUUCAGAACACUGGUUGGAAUAGUCAAAUAAGAUACUGAACCACAAGUUUGAGCGGUAGGUUAAGGAGAAAAUUAACGACAUCAAACAAGUCUCAAAUAUGAAAACAUUUUCAAUAUUUGUUGAAAACUCUUAUUGCACAGAGUGAACAGCAGCAGAUCGACUGUCCAAUGUCAGGCAAUCCUGAAGGAAACCCCUCAUGUGUAGCCUCAUUCUUUAUUACCUUCAGCCAUGUUUGUUUGUUAUUCUGCUCUGUGUGGGCUAUGGCUGCGAGUCCAUCACUCAUGCUUACGUCAUCAACUUGCAUUUAUCGUAUUUAUCAUGAGAUGGCAAAUAUUUAUCAUGGAGGAUUUUUCUGACGAUAUAUCGUAAGGGGGUUAAUUGCACAUCCCUAGUGGACGAUAAUGUUUUCCUGCUGUACAACAAAUAAAAAUCAGAUACCAAAAUCUCAACAAUCUCGUAGUUUUUUGUACACUGAUACUCUGUGUUGUAUAAAAAAGUUAAAACACAAAAGUUAAGUUACGUAGAGGACAGUAGUCUCUCCUGCCUAUCUCCGAUCUGCAGCAGAGACGACUCCAUGUCUGACUUUGCCUUUUGUUUCCUCUUACAGCAGACAGGCGAGUACGCCACAGAUGAAGAGGACGGAGGGACAACAGUGGCCGGUGGGGACAAGAGCAUCGAGGUGUUUGAUUUGCCAGAGUCGGAGGACAUCUUGUCUCCCUCAGAGUUAGACACCACAAAACUCUACCAGAAAUUCAGAGAGGUAAACUCAGACUUUUUAAAAUGAAGAUCACAAAUCAGAUGAGAGUAAUCUUAAGAGAAUAAACACACCCCUCUGAAACAGAAUACAACAGGCACAGAUACUACGAGUGAUUUAAUCAAUCAACAAAAGCUGCCAACACAAUAGAGUCUGGCACACGCCCACUUUACUCUGCAGAGUUUCAUUCUUUAGUAAAGAUCUGAGAUCCGCUUACUCUCCUUAAAUCCUAAUCUGGAUGAUUAGAGGCACGAAUACAAAAGCCUCCUGCUCAUUUCUCCUCUAAUUACCCAUAUUUGGUUAAAACCUUCAGAUGAGGAGAACCCACUUACACUUGAAACCUAAAUUUGAAUGGAUUUGUAUCCCGAUUUUGGCAUCUCUUCACACAGCCGGCCUCUGAGAGUAGAAAAUCAUUUGGUUGAACUUUUGCUACGUGCACGAACAAAGAGCUUUGUUGAAAACAGCUUUAAAGCGAAAUUAAUUCAUUGACUACAGCCGCCAUCUUUAUUGUUUUCAGGCCGCUGGGAAGCUUAUGUUAUUGACUGAAACUUACAGCGCCGUUAUUUGGCUCUUCUGGUACAAUACCUGUUUGACACUUUUAACAAAUGUGCUCAGCUGCACUGCAGGCACCGCAGGAGAUCUCUGGAAAACUAUAAUGUAAUCUCUGCUCACAGGACAUAUAUAUUUGAUCAGUUUUUCUCAUUUCCUCUGGACCUUGACCUUUCCCUCUACCUAACAGCUUUUAUUUACUCUCCCAGGUUUAAAACGCUCCCUGUUUUCCACUUCCUCUCCUCUCUCUGCUGACUCUAACACCCAAGGAAAUGCAAAGCCAUGCAGCAGAAUUACAAGCUCUUUCUUUUUUUGUCCUCCUAAUGUGUUUUCGUAAAAGUAUUAUUCCCCAACAGGCUGCUGUUCAAGUCCAUUUACUUUUUGAUGGUGUCUCGAGACGUCUCGGAGAAAUUAUUAAUGGAGAAGUCUAGACAGAAGCGGGAUUGACUGAUAAUCUUCUCAUGUAGGAAUAUAGAAUAAAAGUCACAAGCUUUAUAAUCAUGACAUGCAGAAAACUUAGUUUGCUUUUUAAAGUUUUUCCAAGCGUCUGACUGAAUCACAACAAUAUCAUGAAAGCGAAGUGAGGAAAACAGCAGCCAUUUUUUACGAUAAAGUUAAAUCCACAAAAGGAUGUUUGCUCAUUUUUGUUACAAAUGUUCCCCAAAGUUGUGUAUCCCUUCAUCCCCUUUUCCUUUAUUUCCGCCUCAUUUACUAAAGUCCUCAUUUGCUCUCAUUUCCACAUCUGUUGUUCCUCAUCCACUCCUCUUUCUCUUUCUUUUCUGUUCUUAGCGUCAGCUUUCUUCCUCUCUGCAUCUGCCUCUAAACAGCUGUUUAUCUCAACUUUCAUAACUCUUUGUUGCCCUUUCUUCAUAUCAAACCUCAUCAAUCUAAAAUUCAACACUUUUGAAAAUGUUUCAUCCACUUUGUCUUGGUUUUUUACAUUUUUGUUCGUACUGAUUUCUCAUAGAGUUGGGUUAAAUUUCAUUUAAUACUUCUCCGUCCAUCCUGAGCUUUUCCUCAGCUUCCCUCUGGGAGUGUGUGUCAGUGCUGGAGCCGGGACGCUGUCAGGGGAAGGACAGGGUCGGCUGCCUCUGUCCGUCACGCUGUAUCGACAGUGGAGAGAGCCUGCGCAGCCAUGCAUCUGAUUAUCUGACCGCCCUCUCUCCUCUCUUCUUCUUCUUCUUCUUCUUCUCGCCUCUGCUCCUUACAGCUCCAGAUCAAACACACAGUGACCGAGGCCGAGAUCCAGAAGCUCAAAAACAAGGUAAGAGCUUCAAACUGUUGGUGUGUGUGUGGGCCGUGUCGAUGUGGGAGUAAAUGACAAAAGUCAGAGUUCAAAAUGUUGGUAAAUAGAUUUGGACUGGAGAAGAAGCGCAGGAGCUUUAGAGACGAAUCUUGUCAUUAUACGUUUAUUUUAUUGAGACCGAGCUUUUGAAGGGGUCAGUUUUUGUUCAAGAAGAGGUUGCAUGCUGUUCUGUUAUCGUUUGUACCCAAAACAAAAGUCUGUCGUUGUAAUUUAAGCAGGAAUGAGUCAGUUAGUCCUCUCAUGACUUGCUUGAAUUCAAAAGCUUUAUCCCAAAAAUUAUACAUGUAUACAUCUCCUGUAUAUAUGCAGAACAAAUGUAUAUUUACUUUCUUUGUGUUUCCAGUUGGCGUCCGUGGAGAGAGAGAAGCAGCGCUGGGAGAAGGAGAAGAGCCAGCUGAAGGCCAGCAUCGAGGAGAACAAGGAGAGGAUGCUGAAGCUGGAGAGCUACUGGAUCGAAGCACAGACCCUCUGCCACACGGUCAACGAGCACCUGAAGGAGGCCCAGGCACAGUACCAAACUCUGGAGAAGAAGUACAACAAGGCCAAGAAGCUCAUCAAGGACUUCCAGCAGAAGUAAGACAGCCGGACUUUCAACACCCUCUGACAGAGGAGUAAAGGGAAUAUUUAAGGGCUGUUAUUUUUAACAGCAGAGAUGUAAACGUAAACCUGGAAUAACUUGGUAAAAAUAUUAAAUCUGUUUAUUUACAGCAUUCGUUUUAUUCUCAUGGCACCUAAUUCAAGAGAAUAAGAUAAUUCAGUGAUGUUUUCUGCAGAGGAUAUGUUGAUUUUAAGCUCAUUUUUAAGUGACAAAAGCCCUCACACACACAAGCUUUUGAAGACUUUCCAGUCACUCAUGAAGCCUGUUAUUUCACACUCAGGUGUCUCAGUUGUCAGUUUCAGACUUUGUUCAGGUAAAAACAGGUGGUUAAAAUGUGAAAACCCACCUUGAUCAUGAUUUGAUCUCUGUCAGCUUGUUGACACCUCUGUCUUCUCUCUUCUUCUUUCUCUUGUGACAUUCAGAUCAGACCUGUCAGCCGUCACAUUUUAAAAUCAUUUAAUGCUCUCUGAAGACUUAUUUUUCUCCAGCUCUGUCUGCAUGACUCGCUCAUAGAGGCACUUAAAAGCUUGAAAUGAAAGAUUACAACUCCUACACAUCAGGCAUGUUCAAAGAGGCAAACUCUGCCUUAAAAAAUUCAUUAUUUCAGAUACCCUGCUCUCUUCAUUUUACCAGAACAGAGAAUAUCGGAUGCACCCAGCAGCUCUUUGUGCAGCCAAAGUCUUUUCCCGUUUCAGCUGCAGGAGCUGAGUUUCCAUUCUUAUGCAGCGCAGCGUUCCUGCUUUUCUGUCUGCUGAUCUCUUUGGUCAGUCCCAUCACAACCUCUCCUGCUCAGCUCCAGUCUGACUGCCUCUAAUUGGCUCUGGCCCUGCAGGCCAACUGGAAGCCCACCGAUGAAACAAAGACUUCAUGCUGAUCUUAAAGCAGCGGUCUGCAAAGGAGAGAUGGCUGAGUAACCGAGGGCUAAAUAGGCUCGAGGGAAGGGAUGAUUUGGAGGUCAAUUAAUUCAUGUUUUUUAGCAGGAGAUAUGUGUUUAUGUUUGCUUUAACUGUUGGUUAAAAGUUGAAAUAAGUCACAGUAACAUUUUAAACAACCUCCCGAGGCAGUGCCACGCUCCAGAACAUGCACACACACGCAAACGCAUCAUGUUUUCCCAUGCUGACACGCAUCCACUCAGCAUAUCUCCAUCUCCCCUCCCUCUUUGUCUCCUCAGAGAGGUGGAGUUUAUCCAGAAGGAGGAUGCAGAGAGGAGGCGGCUGGAGGAGGCUGAGAAAGCUCAUCUGGCUGAGAUCCAGGGCCUGCAAAUCCGGGUAAUUUAGGAUCUUUUUUGAAGUGUCUUUUCUUCCAGCUCCAUCUUUCUCUGCGUACUUUUCUAUGCUUUAUUUGUUCUGCAUAUGUCUGCAAAAAUCAGCUUAAUGGCCUCUGAAGAAAACAGCACAGCCUGUAGUGAAAAUAAACUAAUGAGCGGUGCAGUUCAUCUUCCUGCUUAAUGAUCAAGAUCGUUUGGUUUGACACAUUUCAUAUAUUUGCAGCUUUUUUCUUUCACUGCAAAGACUAACAAUGAGUCGGAGGAGCAGACCCAGAUAUCAAAAUGAUCAUAAAGAUCAGUUGGUCUUGUAGCAGCACCUUGUCACGGCUGUUUCCCUCAAGAUCCAAUCAGUGACACUCCUGGCACACAGGGAAAGCUUCUCUUUUCCUGAGGCGGUGACAGCAGGUAGAUUUGGUGUCCCGGGGCCUGGAGACGUUCCUCUUGUCACACUCUGUAUUGAUUUUCUGCUUUCCUGGUCCUAAAACAUGACAGUCAUGUUGUUUUCUCUUAAGUCUCAGGCCGUGCCCCACAGUCCAAUGUGCAGUCAACCCAGCUGUGCCCUACUAUUACUCUGCACUCUGAGCACUCAUUCAUACUGCCCUGCACUGCAAGCGGUGAAUGAAGUGUUACUCUUUUACUCACCCCAAAAAAACGCGGUGCAAAUGUACCCUACACCUCUGCAGCAUGCAAUAAAAAGGGUUUUCAGCAGAUGACGUGCAUGCUUUCCAUCGCGCAGACAUUCAUGUUUCAGCACUUUGAAGCAGCUGUUUUGACAGGUAAACGCCUGCAGGUUAUUAACAUCGAUCUGCCUCUCCCCCUCCUCUCUCUUUUUACAGAUUGCAACAUUAGAGUCGGAGCUAAUGCAGCUGAUGAAGCAGAACGGCAUCCAGGUCAACAACAACAACAGCAACAGUGCUGAGAGGCUGAGUGCUCAGCAGAACAGCCCCAGAAGAGCCGCAGCGCAAGCAAGAGGUCGGUUUGUUUGGAGAAUAAUUUCAGUUAGGUUUGGUCAUGUGGAGUUCACACUGAGCUUCAGGAGUCAUAUUUAUUCAGGAGGAAAAUGAAGGAAGAAAAAGGUCACUCUCAAAUUAGUUCAGUGUUAAACUGGAGUUAGACCCAGACUCAGCUUCAUUGUUGUAUCGCUGGUAGUUGCUGGUUAGGCUGGUAAGGCUGUUGACACGGUGUUGGAUGGUUGUUAUAAUUCAGUGCUUAUCCCAUAAUAUAGUGAGCUGUAUAGUCCUGUAGAUUUAGAGUAAUUUGCCCUGAGCCUUUGAAUAACUCAGAAUCAGUCUGCCUCUAAUUAUGCAUAUGCAUUUAUGUAUCACUCUUACCCUCUAAAUGAUCAUUUUUGAUGCCUAAUAAAACUUUACUCUGUUCAGUGGUUGUAUAAUCUAACACUAUUUUAAACUACACCGUAAAUAUUAAGAGUUUUGCUGCUUAAAUGGGGAUUUUAAAACGGGUCCAAACGGGGAUUUUUGUUUUUUUGCAGCCACCCUCUAGUGGACACUUUAGGAACUGCAAUUUUUGUGCUUUCACCUUAGUUUAAUUUUUUUAACACCAGAGGUUGCAGCUUGUUUUUUUCUAAAGGUGACCAGGAACAUGCAUAUUUCUUUGCUGUGUUAAACGGGUUUCAAAGGAGCCAUAAUGUUUCCUUUGUAUACUUUAUUUUCAUAAAGUAGAUUAAACGUAAUCUGCAAGCUUUGGAGGCACUCUUUAGCUCGUUUUGAUGGGACCAGGUUAGCUGUUUGCCCUGUUACGAGUCAAACCAAGCUGACAGUUCAUACUAACUCUGUAAUCAGACAGACAGAUUAGAGUAGAUUUUACCUCUCAGUAAGACAGAGAAAGACUUUUACUGGUCUAAAUUUGUUAAAACCCAUCAUGCAACUGAGUGAUGCUGUAGCCUAAUGCCUCAGCCUCUUUUCUGGUUGUUGUUGUUGUUUGCUCAUCCCCAUGAAGGACUUUUAAUAGAUUAGUUUGUCCUGUAGCAGCUACACAAACUUAAAAAAAAAACAUAGAGGUCUAGAUUUUCUCCACUGCCUCAACCUUCACACACUCUCUGCCCUGACUGCCGCCUCACUUUAGACCUCCACCAACAAAAACAAACAUAUAAUCCUCUUAAAAGUCCUCUUGUCUGCCUUUUGUUCUCCUCCCGUCUUUAUGUCAGGCUUGUUUUCUCAGCUGUCAGGAGUGUGCGAGUGUGCGUGGAGAGGUGCCAUAUCUGAUACUGUUAGAGUUCAGAUCAGAUAAGAGAGUGAUUGGAUCUGCGAUGAUGUGUAUGAUGCAGCUCAUUAAGCAAUACCACAAAGGUGGAAGGGGGGAGAGGGGGUGUGUGUAGGAGGAGAAGACAAAAUGAGCUGAAACGAUCUGUCAGAUGUAGAUUAUUUCAGUUUUUGUCAGCUCUGACAGCAUCUUCUUGUGCACUCAGGGAAUAUGCAGAAAAAACAUACUAAUUACAAGUCUUAUCAACCGUGUCGCUUUUGGGGGAACUUGAGUUAAUUUGCUUCUCUAUAGACUUGUACAAACAGCAGCAAAUGUAGGUGCAGGCGAAACUGAAAGUUCCUAGAUAAGAAAAAAACACAUAAUUGAUGCAAAAAUGUCUCUGCACUAUACAGAUUCAUCUGUUUUUGUCGUUAUUUUUCUGUCUGUGUGCCUCCAGACCUGAGGGAGGACUCUGCCCACUCACCCAGCAAAAAGAAAAGCUACAGAGUCGUCGGCCGAGACAGCAUCAGCUCCACAGAGGGGGAGGUUUGUACAGUAAAAUAACACGCAAACAUCAGUACUACACUUUAAAAUAGUUGACUAAGUUUAGUUUUGAGCUCCUUAAUUCUCAUUAGAUAUGACUUUUAACACGACUCUUUAUUCGCCACAGGGUUUUAGAUCAGUGUGAGGGUCUAUCAGCCUGCUUUUGUCUUUAACCCCUGUCCAUUCCACUUUACUUCUUUAAUGGAUUAAUUGCCGUGUGUUGCUCCGCGACACUAAUCGACUCUGUCACAACUUAUUGUCUCUCCCGGUGUGAUAAUAACAGCCAGGGUCUUUUUUCUGGAUGAGAGCUUUUUGUCUGGCUGAUGCUGUCACUUUACCCAGCCAGAGCAGGAGUGAGUUCAGAUCGGUUAUAGAACCAGAGAGCUGGAUCAGAAUUGGCAGAAGAGCAGGGAGAAGGGAGUGUGGCGCUCUCAGGCGAAAAGAGGGCGAGGAUUUAGGGAUGGUGGAAGUAUGUCAAGUGACUUCUUUCAGAUUAGUCUGCAGCCCUGGAUGUUAACAUCCCUUUUCCCUGGUUGUAGUUCAGUCAUUCUUUCCUUUUUGUGUCCACAUCUGUCUGCCGUGUCAGAUGUUUGAUUUCUUGGCUUCAUCUUACCUCCUAUCCUGCCACCUUUCAUUUACCUUAUCUGCUUCAUUCCUCAGGUCUCGGAGUGGCACAGCAGUCCAGCCCACAGCCGUUCAGGUUCCAUUCGAAGCACGGCUCCCGGCAGCGCAGAAAGCUCGCCCAGACGAUCGCUGCACACUCCGUCCUCUGCUGGAGUCCUCCAGGAUGGUAAGUACAACAUCUGCACCUGAAGGAUGAAGAUUUCUCUCAAACAUCUGUGACACUGCACAAAUGAAAUCCAAGUUUUUCUCACACUUGAUGACGGUGUAUUCUCACCGGACUAUUUCUGAUCUCAGGUUCUCAGUCUCCUGCAAAGUCGAGCCCCUCUCGCAGUCUGGAGGAACGCAACCAGGCGCUGGAUCCUGGGUGAGAAAGCAGAUGCUGGAACUUGUUUUAACACAAUGAAACACACAGACUUUAAUGCUGCUUUGAUUUAACACUGAAGUAUAAAGGUUUUUAAUUAAGUUUAGGGUUUUUUUGUAGACUUUGUGGUUAAAAAGAAUGAACAAGCAUGCAGGAUUAGAAAAAUGAGCAUAAUGUGAAAGACUGGCCCUCUUCACUGGCCUCUGUACAAUGCCUCACCCAAGAUACAUGUGAUUAAAGAUAUUUUGAAGCUAUAACAGAAAAAGUCAUUUAAAAUUAGAAGGUAAAUGACAUUACAAACAUGCAAACUAAGGACUGAGUCUUUCAAAUGCUCAAGAUAACACACAUUGUCUUCUCCUUUUGUGUCCAAAAUAGAGGGUGGAGGAAAAUGCAAAUAUCUUAGUGUCGCACACAGUUAGUGAUUCACUCAGCCUGAAAAUAUUCUUUGUGAUUGUGUCUGAAUAUAAUACCUUUGGGGGGAAAAAGGCCAGGCACAGCGCUGACCAGCAGCCCUGUGCAUGCCAUGGGGGCCCGUCUGAGCGCCCAUGCCACAGAGGACACAGCUCACACCUCCUGUGCCAAAGAUAACAGUCUUUAUCUUCAAGAGCUGCAGACUGUCUUUAGGGCCUGCAUCAAAUGUCCACAUAAACUGAGCACUUUCAGCUGACUUUCUCAUGUGUACACUCCAGUAUCUUCUUCUUUUUUUAAUAUUGUUUAUUUAUAAUCUUUGUUGUGGCUCACAAAUGUAUUUAUCUCCACUUUCACUCAUACCUUUAAUUCCAUGGGAGUAAACUUUGUCUGAUUUCCACCCAAACCUCCAUAAUCUUGUCAAAUAAGCCACAAGUCUAGGGUGACCAUACGUCCUCUUUUACCCGGACAUGUCCUCUUUUUGGGGGGCUAUCCGGCCUUGUCCGGCUUUGUCUAGUGGAGUUUAUAAAUUCCUUCAAAGGUCUGGGGUUUUGAAUGAAAGUUUUGAGUUUGUGUCAUAUGGACUUAGAAGUUAGAAGCGCAUAAAAAGCACUCAGUCUGACCCGGAAAACUCAAAAUUAACUACGCGUGACUCCACAACUCCGCCUCCCGCGUAGUCGUCUUCUCUUUUUGGGGAUUCAGAAUAUGGUCACCCAACACAUGCCAUUUAUGCAGUUCUUAGUUAGUCACCUGCAGAGCACACACCGAAUGAAUGUACAAUUUGUGGAAAUCUACUUUCAGUUAAGUACUUGCUAAAUCUCUGUAAAUCAGGCCCAUAGCAUUACAUAAAGAGUAAUUUAUGAGACAGAGGAGAGUGCCCACACGCUGCUACGAUAAAUAAUGAUAAAUCAUUUGUUAACAAAGCACCAAAAAGAGACCGUCAAGCAGAACUUUACUCUGUUCAUAUCAGAUAAAUCACAUUUUCUCACUCUGUCUCUGCUCUGUUCAGGUCCCCCCUCAGGAAAACUACACUGAAGGAAAAAGAUCCCAGAGCAUCGCCAGGAAACAGGUAAAAAGGAGAAGCAUGACAGUUCACGUUACAAUCCUGCUGGCAUUUACUGACAAAAGGUUACAAAUCAAAGGUUACAUAUUUGAUAUUUAAAAAAUCUUCCCUUAAUGAAUCCAGGUCGACAAACUGUCAAAAGGAAAGUACAGUUACAGUCACCGUUUACCUCUCUCUCUCUCUCUCUCUCUGUCUCUCAGCUCCACAGAGCCGUCUGCAGAGGACAGUCCACAGAAACUCAAGGCCAAGGUACACAAGUGUUGGCAGCUGUACAAUGAUCAAAUAAUGAUUCACUUUACAGACAAUUUACAGUCAGGACAUUGGGGACACUUUGUUUCUGCCUCUGUAAUGUAAUAAUGAGUACAGUCAGAUCAGGCUGUCUGCCAGACCUUCACUCUAAUACUUUCUGUACAGAGUUUAAUGCCAUGUGUCUUUUUUAUGUAUUGUUUCAUUUCUGUCAAACAGAACUCUCUUACAUGGCCACACUUCUUCUCCUAUUCCUAUUAUUUGGUAUUGUAUAUGAAUUUAUUCAUCUAUUUUGAUUGAUUAUAAGACAAUCUGCUGAAAUGAGAGUCUCUGAGAGGUAAAGGAAUUGUUAAAAAAGUUCACUGCAGUUACAGGAAUUUGUGACUGUACUAGUUUAAUGUUAAACAAAUCAACUUUUUAUGUCUUUUUUAAUUCUGCAGAUUGUUUAUAAUCUGACCUCUGGUUUUGGAAACACUGCUAAAAUGUGCUUGUGGGAUAGCUUGUGAUCUUUUUUGAUUAUUAAUUUCUUCUUAGAUUGUUAAUUUUAACAAAGAGACACGAAUCAUCUUGAUUUUAAUGCAUCCUUCAUCGAUGUGCCUUCUGAUGCAAUAACAUACAGGGAAUUUUUCAGUAUGGACAUCUGUUACGGUGUUUAAGCUCACAUGAGAUGAUUUAUAAUCCUGUGUAGUAUCAAACAUGUUACCUCGGGAUUGAAAAGGAGAUUAUUUCUGGUUCUGAACCUAUCCAGCUCUUUCUCUCUUUGUAGACGCAUUUAAAUCUCUGCAGAAAGUGUGCCCAGUAAUAGUUAUGUGGGGCUUUUAGGUGAAAGUCUGAAGCUGUAAGAUCACCUCAGAGUCCUGAGGUUCAAAGGGAUCAUUCCUCCUGUGGUGUAAAGCUUCAUGUAGGACAAAUCUCUACAUCCAAAACUCUUGUUCUGGCAUGAAUGUGUUCUUACACUUUCUAAAUUUUUCUCUACAGUGAAGAGUUUACACUUAAUCUGGUGACAUUUCUUGCUUCAUCAUUAAAACAUGAUAGCUUCUCUGUGAUCAGACUCAACUGUAUUUUUCAUCAGAUCACUCGCUGCAUCGCCUGUUUUUGGCUCCAGCUUGCCUUUGUAUGUUUGAUCACAGAUCUGGAUGUUAGUUCUGUAAUCCUGUUAAUGUCCCUGCUCGUCUGCACUCUCAAGGACACAGAGGAGGAGUUUUAGGAGUUGGAUAGCACCCAGAUACAUCAUUUCUAACCACUAAUCAUUUCCACAGAUUACACUCUUAUGUGACACUUAGAAAUGAAGGAUGUGCACCGUUCUGCCUUCCAGCAGUCUAUCAAAUAGCAUAAAUCAUUUAUAGCAGUCUACUGUGCUUUUUAGUGAUUGUAAAAAUAUUAGGAGGAAACUCAUCGAUCAUUCUCUUCUUCUUGAUUUAUGAACUCAUCCUCCAGUCUCUCUUUUUUUAAGAGAUCUAAUCAGCUCAGAGUUGGUUUUCUCUUACUGCCGGUCUUACUGCGUUUCUAAUGUGUUCUCAGGGACCCGUUCUGAAUGAUGAUCUGAGUGCCAGCAGCAGCAGCUCUGUGGAGAUCAGCGGCCUGAGCGAAGCCAAGAUAUCAGGACGCUCGCACACGCUGGUGCUGUCCUCAGACGAGGUAAACUUACAAUGCUUUUUGUAUUUUCAUCGAGUGAUUUUUCUUUCAAGGCAAAGUGAUUGUAGCUGUCGAGAUGAGAUGCAAAAUUCAAGAGGUUAAAAAAACACCACAUGAGAUGUUUAUCUAUUAUUCACUGUAAAAUCAAGACGAACAACAAGAGCUUGCAGAGCCAGAACUCCUUACUGCUAAUCCAGCACACAGAGGUGGCAUUUAGGAACACAGCUGUCAAUCAGCAUCAAAUAAUGAGUGAGCUCAAACUAAACUUAUAAACACAAUGAGAAAAAUCAGUGUGAGAAGAAGCUUCCUACAAAGACAGGAAACAGUGAGUCUGAUUGCCACUAAAGUAGACCAGCAGUUAAAGCUGCUAUGAGGAACUUUUGGUGUCUGCUGAUUGUGGCGCCCCCCUGUGGACAAAAGUAGCGCCUCAUGGCUUGUUCUGUAUGCGCCAAUAAUAAAGAUUUUACAGUUAAAUACAUCACUUAAUGUGAGUUCCUCACAGGAGUUUUAAUUCAGUUUAAUAUGAAUAUGUUUUUUUCAUUCCUUUAAUUACUGGAUUUGAGCUAGUGUCUGUAUAAACGUAUAAGAACAAAAUUAUUAUGGGGAUCUAAUGAUAUACGUAUAUACCUGUUAAGUUAUCAUUUUAAACAAUUUUGAUGUUGUUUAUUUCUUUGAUUAUUUGCUUUGAUAACGACAGCUGUGGCUGUCUAUGCCAUGAAAGUAUCUUAAACAUUAAGACACAGACAUGUAGACAUGUAUUUGACGUGUAUUUUGAUUUUAUAGUUUAUGAGGUAACAUUAGGGCCACAUUUAGGAUAAAGAAUAACAGAGAUUUGAAAAAUUAAGUUGUGGUACAGUGAGAAAAAAGUCUGACGAGAAAUAAGUUAUAAACUAACAAGAAUACAAGUCAAGAAUUAAAAAUUUUACAAGAUAGAAGCCUUAAAUUUACAAAAAAAAAUCUGUAGUUUACAGUUACAGGCUUUGAUUAAUACUUUUGUAAAAUAAGAAAAACAACAAAACACAUAAAUUCACAACUAGAAUCUGGUGAUCACAACUUUGUAAAUGUAAGCUCUAUCUAUGCAAAGUCAGAGCUUGAGUGUGAAUCUCCGUUUUUCUCUAACAUUACCCUAAUAAAAAAUUAGACCCAUGUCCCAUCUGUCAACAUGGAGAAAGAGGCACAAAGCCACUCAGCAGGAGGCACGCCAAUUAUUUUGGCUUUCACUUUGUCUGAGUUUUCAUAUAAAUUAUCUUCUUAUACAGUUAACACAUGAAAAGAACAUGGACUCUUAAAAGCAGUAGUCAAUAUCUUCUCAGCAGUAAACUCCAGGGUGUCGGGAAAUUUAAAACAGAAUCACCUUUAUGAUUCAGUGCUUUUUAAAAAGAAAGGCUUUACCAUCUUAUCAGAUCUCUGAAACAAAAAAAAUCACUCAAAAUGCACCACUAUUUUCCUUUUUAUUGUUGCCAGUGCCCCUAUUUGUCAUCUUAAUAGAUGUCUCUGACAGCAAAACACAGUAUCCCUUCAGCGAGCAGCUUCUCUAACAUCCCUCUGACAGAAAACAACAAGCUUAAAAUCAAUGCGCCAGUUAAGUCUCAUUGUUUUCAGAUGUUGGACUAAGCUGCUGAAGUGGAUCCCACAUUGUUUUUUUGUCUAUGUUAACAAAUCAGUUGUCUUCUCUUUGUUUCAACGCUGCAAUUGACAGAGUCUGGAUAUGAUAGAUGAUGAGGUGAGAUGGUUGUGUUUUACCUCAUGCAUGUUUCUGUGUCUGUUAAGUUUGAGUCAUUUAUCUAUGUUUCAUUCCCUCUGAAAGAGUUUCCUAUUUUUAUUGCAUGUAAGGAUUUUUCUAUGCAUGUUCCACCAGGUGAUAUAUAUUCCUACAGAUAUCAUUUUUUUUCUGUUUGACAUCAUUUAGUAUUUGUUUGCAUUCGGGCUGAGUUUUCAUUGGAGGACAGACAUUCACUGCAGGGUCAAACAUCUCACUCACCUCUUUCUCUUCCUGCUCCUAUCUGUCUUUCACUUUCUUGUCCAUUUGCAGAUCUUGGAUGAAGGACAGCUCCCAAAGCAGUACCAGUGGCAGAACCGCAGCAUUACGGAGUGGACCUCCCAGCAAGUGGCCCGCUGGCUCACAGGCCUAAACCUAGAACACCAUAUCCCAGAAUUCACUGCCAAAAACAUAGAUGGAGAACAGCUGCUGCAGCUGGAAAGCGCAGAACUAAAGGUAAAAAAGAUCAUUUUCAUAAUGUGCUCUCAUGUAGCUCAUAGAUACAUCAUGUAUCAUCAUGAUACAUCCAUGUCAGCCAAUAGCUGCUGGAAAUGACUGUAUUAUCAUAUUUGUUUUUGGAUUCUGGAAAGAAUUUUGCAUCUUGCUAACCUAUAAAAUAGCGAGUAAGUCUCAAUAAAAUAAAAGAAAAAUAUCAGAGUUAAUAUCAAUAUUUGCACUGAUGCAUUGUCUUCUUCAAUUAUUUGCUUCAGGCCCUUGGAGUUACUUCCUCCCAGGAUCGCGCCCUGAUCAAGAAAAAGAUCAAAGAUCUCAAAAUUCUGAUGGACAAAGCCAAGAGGAACCGAGAGAAACUGGAGAAACAACGCGAGAAACUACGGAAGAAAGAGCAGGAGCAGCAGCAGAAAGAAAGCGCAAUAGAGUGAUAUUGAGAAACCCUCCUGCUUUUCGUAGCACCCACACCACGUAGCAACUGGAGGAACAGAACGUCAGUAGGCCCAUGAACGAACCCUGAGGAACGCCUACUACAGUAGUUGAAAAGUUCUCAGUGGUGGAGCUACAUCCAGCUGUCUGAGAUUGUCGGGUGACUUUAUCACCAAGCAAAUUAAACCAAAACAAGCAGUUGGAUGAUGAAUGCUGCCCCAUGCAUUUGCCUGGUUUUACACCCAUUUAGUUUUUCACCAUUAAAGUAUUUACUCAGUUCUAUUUAUUUAGCUGUAAAUUUGGUUUAUUUAUUCAUACCCUGAGUCAGUCUGUCGGGAUUUCUCCUUAUUCUCAUCCAAUAUCAUCCUCAGAGCCUUCAAUGUUACCCAUCACUGCACCUUUAGAGAUAACGACGUGUACAGUGAUGAAUAAUGUGCCAUUUUGAUAGUCUUUUGUGAUGGUGGAAUAGACUGCAUGAAGCAGUACCCCUCUCUCACCACUGGGUGUCUCCAUGCUGCUUACUUUCACCUCUGGAAAAGGAACACUGGAACUGAAGCAAGUUUCACUGGGAGAGACAAAAAUCUCUGAGCGCUUGCAAGAACACUGGAAGUGCAAACACUGUAAAUUCAGACUCUGUACUAGAUUUUCCAAUUCUCCUCAAAGUAUACACGCACCAUACAAAAGAAGUACACUAAGUUUAAGAGAAGACAAGGACAGACUGUUCUCAUUGGACUGGUUCUAAUGGAGAAUUCAGGUACAACGUAAUCAUGGAAUUUGUAACCUACCAAAUCUGUAUGACAAAAACAACAAAGUGUUACAAUGGAAGUUUCUGCUUAUAUGCAUAAUGUUGCUUUGAAUCCGCUUGUAACCUGCUUUCGACCUCUUUUUCUAUUCUCUCUCGACGACAAAGUAAUACCCCGCCGCCCGCUGCCUUUAGAAAUUCUAGACUUGUAGAAUUUUUUCUGAACUCUACCCGCUUCUGUGUGAGUGUUGAAACACAAACAGUACACUAAACAUUUCUGAUUAUUGGUACGUAAAACUUACAGGUCACCAUGCAAAACACUUUGAAAUAUACUGAGUAAUAUGUAGGAAUGCUGCCAUAUUGUGGGGUCUUUUCUGUGAUCGAAGACAGAUGCAGUGAGUCCAGAAUUUGUUACCUGAUACUGCUGAUGCUACACUGGUAGGUGCAGUAUAGGUUAAUUUUCUUAUGAGAACAGUUAGAUAAGACUUAAACCAUUUUGAUUUACUUUUUAGAUACAUAAUAUAUAUAUCUAUAUCUUUGAAAUUAUUUUGACUUGUGUACUUCAUGAGAUUCUUACUUUAGGAAAACGAGGCUCACUGAGAGACAUGCUCCCUGUGUCACUUCUUUAUCAUUCCCGAGAUUCAUUCUGUAGUUUACAUUAGAUAUAGAGACUCCAGUGUCACCGUGAGAGAAACAAAGGCAGCUUUGUUUUUUGAUUCCCUUUUGUCUUAAGGGUCCUGCCUGGUGCGCUGUCAGGAACUGGAACAAUAAUAUAAGUUACAGAUACCUCCAUGAAAUGCCAGUCUUACAGAUACUGCUAAUCUGUCAAUAUUAUUUAUUUAUUUCUGUAUUUAAUGAAGAAACUGACUACUGUUUAUGAUAACUUAUGCUAAAUAAGAGUAUUAUUAACACCUAGAUGAUUUAUCCAGAAUUGUAUGAUUACUUCCUGUUGCCAAAACAUAAUUAAACCUGUUUAUUAAAAGUGUUUUAGAUUCAAAUGGUUGCUGUCAAAUGAAGGAUUUAAAGUUGGAAAUGCAAAGUAAACUGUAAUACUCUCCCAUCGUGCUUGUAGUUUUUACUUCAAUACAACCAUAGAGCUGCUCCAGUGCUACUCCAAUUAUCUGCUCAUGAUGUAUUCUUACAAAGUAUUUUGUAACACUUGAACCUCUCUGUGAAUAUCCUCCUUUCUCUCCUGAGGCGCCGGUCGAUCGACUGCGCUCUUUUGACUCUUUUGUAUGUAAAGUAAAACACUGAGAGCAAUACGCUGUAAGAAUCCUAAAGACGCCUUGUUUUCUAUUGUAUCAGUGUGUGUGCGUGUGUGUGUGUGUGUGUGUGCACAGUUUGUCUGAGGGCUGAGGAGGCUGAAAAAGGUCACACCUGAGGUUUAAAGCUUUUCUAAGUGAUUGUCAGGCAUGAUGAAGCCAAGCUAAAGAUGACACCCUGGUGCUCUUGACAGACGAGGACACCAAGUGUUGGAGUCCUGUCUGGGAAGGUUCGACUUUCAUGCGCAAAAAAAAAGAUAAUCACCACAAACUGCUAGCCAUGCCUUCUCUCUUUUAAAAAGCUGUGCUUUUUCUCCUCAUCCUCCUCCUUUGUUGUCAUAAUCUUGCUCUCUUUUUCGCAUUCUGAAAAAUUGGAAAGUGCAGCUACCUGUCACACUGAAUAAAAUGUGCAGCCACUGUC